Podarcis lilfordi (Lilford's wall lizard) is the source of this 58592-nucleotide messenger RNA. Lineage: Eukaryota; Metazoa; Chordata; Lepidosauria; Squamata; Lacertidae. The record is from the annotation of a GenBank genome assembly.
GCGCUGCUCCGCCCGCCCCUUCGGGCAAGAAAACUUCCCUGUCCAGCGAUUAGGAGGCGGGGUCCCGGGGCUAACAGGCGUCCGCCUCGGCCAAUGGCAGCCUAUAAAAAGAGGGGCGGGGGCGGGCCUUGGCUCUUUCCGGGAAAGAUCCUCGAAGCGCCUUUGCGCAGCACCGAACCCCGAAAAGAGAGGGGACACCAUCCUCCGACGCCCCGGGAUCCAGCGCAGGUAAAUGCUUCGCGAUGGGCGACACCUGUCGCUGCGCUUGUCCUGCUUGGCGUAGCUCCCUGGGGGGCAGGAAGCAAGGGAAAGUCCUGCAGGACACGCCCCAGGGGAGAAAGUUUUGGGGGCAUUUGGGGACGGGGAGGGUGCACCUCCUGUCCCUCGCAAGUAAGCGCGCAAGGGGAGAAAGGGGAGCGGUCCGGGUGGGCUCUGCUGCAAACGGUGCGUAAAAGCGCACAGGGUAGAAGCGAGGUAAGCGGUUGGCUCUGAACUUUCUCGGGUGCAAGGAGGCACUUCCUUGGGGUGGAGGGGGACCCCCCGCUCAUGCGCGCACCUCGAAUCUUCCAGCCCCUUCUGAGGGGGGUCAACUUUCUUCAAGGAUGUUUUGCCUCCCCCCCCCCACUCCCCACGGAAGAGUGGAAGGGAAGAGUGCAGGCGGUUCUGUUUAAGUGAUUUUCCUUGCCUGCCAGGCAAAAAACCCACAGUUCACACGUGACUCUGAAAGAGGCGUGUUGCACUUCUGAGGUCCGCAAGAGGAGUGUGAACACUUCCGUCGGAUGCGCGUUCUCUGGGGGAAAGAGCCCCUCAUCCGCUUUAAAGGUCUCAAUCUUUCCCCGAUAGAGGCAGCUCAGAAGUGACGCUGCGCUUCCGUGCACGCACUGACUUGCCGGAGAGUAAGCCUCAUAGAACGCAGUGGGAGUUAAUUCGGAGUAAGCGUGCUUAGAUUUGGGGCUACACAGUGCAAUCCCAUGUAUGCUUACUCGCGAGCAAAUGAGGUCUCCUCCUGAGUAAAAAUGCCUCUGCAGAGGGUGUUAUUUCUGCCACCGACCCUCUCUGACCCAAGAGUGGGGCUUUUCCCAGGACCAGUUAAACUCAUUGAUUUUGGACCUUCUCAAACCCGAGGCCUGAAUUGCUUUGGGUGUCUUGUCCCACUGAUCAUGGUCUUUAGAUUGGAAAGGGACUGAAUUUGACUUUUCUGCAUCAAGAGGCAGUGUGGUGUAAUGGUUAGACUAGGACCUGGGAGAGACCAGGGUUCAGAUCCCCACCCAGACAUGAAGCUCACUGGGUGACCUUGGGCCAGACCUCUCAGCCUAGCUACCCCACAGGGCUGUUGCAAGGAUUAAAUGAGGCUACCACCAAAGGAUCUACACCAGAGAGAAGCUUUAUGAAUGUUUGAACUGCAAGCAAUAAAUAAAUUUAUUUAUUCUCCAGUCUGAUGGGAGUUGUAGUCCAAAAAUCUGGUGGGCGCUAGGCUGGGGAAGGCUGGUCUGCAGUCAAGCAGGAAACCCAUCUUGCUUGCAUGGUGGACUUUUGAUUUGAAAACUGCCCCACUCUUGCACCCAGGUCCAAAAUGCUGGACUAGACGGGCCUUGGGCCUGUUCCAGUAGGCUACUUUGUUACGUUCUCAUGUUUGCAAAUGGUGUUGCUUGCUACCCUGGACUCCUCUGGGACGAAGGGCAAGAUGUAGAUUGCAAUAACCAAAGCGGAAAUAAAAUAUUCACACUGGGAUAGCAUGAGACUCUUCAGGGUCUCCGAGUCCCACUUUGGGCAAAAGACUCCUGCAUUGCAGGGGGUUGGACUGGAUGACCCUCAGGGUCCCUCCCAACUCCAGGAUUCUGUGAACUGACCAAAGUCCAAAGGGGUUUGGAGAGAGACGUAGCCCAUUGUGCUGCAACCAAUUUAUCUGGGCUUUCACGAAAGCCCAAAUGGGGAUCCAGGACUCGUGUGCAAAAAGGAAGGAGGAAAUUGAGGUUCUUUUCUUGCUGUGUCUAAAGUUGCUGCCUGGCAACUUCCCCUCUUUCUCAGGCAGAAAAGGUUUUCUGUCGUUGUGACUGGCCUGGUUAGCACUGAAGCAUGUAAUCUGGGUUUGGGCAAAACACUUCAGGCUGCAGUUGAGAGUUCCUAUAAAAUAAUACUCUUCUAGACCCCCUUCUGCCUGAUACGAGACUAGGGCCCUGCAGAACUUGAUCUCCUUCCGCAGGGCCUGUAAGACAGAGCUAUUCCGCCUGGCCUUCAAUUUGAAUUAGCCUGAUCCUCUAUUCCCUUUUCCCUUCCCUCAAUGAAGAAACCCUUUCUGGGACCUCACAUUUAAAUUCUUCCCUGGUCUCCUUGCUGGCCCUGGUAGGACCAACUUGGCCAGUUAGCCCUGGUGAUCACUUGAUGUCUGCUGACUGGGUUCCCCUCCCCCAAUGACCCCUGAAUUUUUGAAUUUUAUUGAUAUUGAUGCUGCUUUUUCUGUUGUGUUUUAUGCUGUUGUUAAGUCGCAUUUUAAUCAUUGUUUUAUAUUUGCUGUUAGCCGCCCUGAGCCCGGUUUUUAAACCGGCAAGGGCGGGGUAUAAAUAAAAAAAAUAUUUUUAUUAUUAUAUGACUUGCUAGCUGCCUAGGUACAGGGUGAAUGGGUGUUUAUUUGUAAGAGUAUUCCAUCAUGUAAGCUUGCAUUUGCAAUCUGAGGUGGUGCACCCCAAGCUCUGAUUUCCCACCUUUGCAACCCCAAUAUGCACCUUUGCAAACCCGGUUGCCAAUGCAGUGUUUGCAAUAACUGACGUCGGCUCCCUCCCCCGGUUUCCAGCCCCCCCCCCAAUCUCCUGCACCUCUCAUAGAAGCGCGCCACUCAACCUGAACCCGCAGGAUGCAAAAAAAAAAAAAAAAAAGUGAAACUUACGUAAUUUUGUAAUUUAAGUUUAGGAACUUAAUUGGAGAGUUAACAUCGAGAUGUGGAAAUAUCGACGAAAGGCAGGAUUGAGACUUGGACAUGCUUCAAGGUUCAGACUAUGGGAAGUCGUACAAUUAAUAAUUACAAUUCGGAAGAUACUUUGACCUUUUUUAUUUUAGUUUUGUUGGAUUAUGAUUUGAUAUGUUAAUUGGAUGGCUUUUAUUUGGAAAAUUAAUAAAAAUGAUCUAACAAAAAAAAAAAAGGAAUUUAAACACCAGCCCAAACCCCUAAUUCCACCUGUGUCCAGGAAAGGGGCAGUCUCCCAGCUGCUUCUUUCAGAGCUGAGCUCACUUUUAAACCAAACUCCUCCUCUUCCUCCCUUGAUUCAGUCGCUUCUCAGCCCCACAGAGGGAGGCAGAACAGGAGGGAGGCUGGCCUGAACAGGAAAGGGCUGUACCCGGUUGCUGGCUGGGAGCUCCAGAGUUCAGUGCCUUGCCGGCCGCUCUCUCUCUCUUGGCGGCUGGGCCGUACUGUGCGAAGGGCACCCAGCGCUGUUGUCUCCUUCCUCCGACAGCCAUGUCUCGCCCUCUGACGGACCAGGAGAAGCGCAAGCAGAUCAGCAUCCGUGGCAUCGUUGGCGUGGAGAACGUGGCGGAGCUGAAGAAAGGCUUCAACCGGCACCUCCACUUCACCCUGGUCAAAGACCGCAAUGUGGCCACCCAUCGCGACUACUACUUUGCCCUGGCCCACACCGUCCGCGAUCACCUGGUGGGCAGGUGGAUCCGCACACAGCAGUACUACUACGAGAAGGACCCCAAGGUGAGACAUGCGGGGCAAGCCAGAAAGCGGCUCUUAUUGCUGUUUUGACACAGCUGAGCUGUGGAACUCCUUGCCACAGUAGGCAGUGAUGACCACCAACCUGAACUAACGUUGGCCUGGUGUCCAGCAGCCUCUUGCUUAGCUGGUCCAUCAGGACUCAGAUUUCUAUUUAUGAUUUGGUUAAAUUGUGGAUCAUUCCAUAGUUUAUAUAACAUGCUUUUGAGUGCUAGCAGGCCUUUGUUUCUUGAACAGGUGAGAUACAUAUUUUCAAAAUAAGCAGGGGCAAAGUUCCCAUGCUGAAAAAUCAAGGAGUUCCAGGACCUAACUUCUUUAAAUUAUCGUACAUGGAAAUUGCCUUGGCGCAGUGAUUUAGAAGGUGAUUAAUAAAUCGGCAGUGGGUCUGUGCAGGUGUGUAAAUCACCCCUUGACUGCUUCUUGAAGACUCUCACCUGGCAGUGUUAGGUGUGGUCCUUGGAAAAGCAGACAGGCUUGCAGUGGUGAUGGAUGUGCCGUCCUUGGUUGAAUUGCAAGAGCCACGUGCCUUUGAAUGCCGCCACUCCUCAAGGGGGAAAUGCGAUGUUCCCAGGUGAAACCAGCGCCAUUGUUCCAGCAAGGGCGAGGUCCGAGAUCAGGGUGUUCUGCUUGGCAAUGUGUGUGGCAGGACAAAAAGGUGCCCUGCAAGGCUGUCCUCCUGUUGCUUUUGGGGACCUGGCUAUAUAUGCACAUAUGACACAGUUGUGCAACAUGUGGCUUGUGUAAUGCCUCUAACACAAAUAAAUGGGAUGUCUUCAGCACCCUGGUCUCUCUUCCUACUCGGACACUGACAGUCUCUUAGGCAGGGAACUUGAGUUCUUGACCCAGGCCUCUGAUCACUCACCUUUCAGGCUAGUUUCUACAUUUUUGUUGUUGUUUAGUCAUUUAGUCGUGUCCGACUCUUCGUGACCCCAUGGACCAGAGCACGCCAGGCACUCCUGUCUUCCACUGCCUCCCGCAGUUUGGCCAAACUCAUGUUCAUAGCUUUGAGAACACUAUCCAACCAUCUCGUCCUCUUUCGUCCCCUUCGCCUUAUGCCCUCCAUCUUUCCCAGCAUCAGGGUCUUUUCCAGGGAGUCUUCUCCACUCAUGAGGUGGCCAAAGUAUUGGAGCCUCAGCUUCAGGAUCUGUCCUUCCAGUGAGCACUCAGGGCUGAUCUCCUUCAGAAUGGAUCGGUUUGAUCUUCUUGCAGUCCAUGGGACUCUCAAGAGUCUCCUCCAGCACCAGAAUUCAAAAGCAUCCAUUCUUCGGUGAUCAGCCUUCUUCAUGGUCCAGCUCUCACUUCCAUACAUCACUACUGGGAAAACCAUAGCUUGAACUAUGGGACCUUAUUUGGCAAGGUGAUGUCUCUGCUUUUUAAGAAGCUGUCUAGGUUUGCACAUUUUUAUGUGCACUUUUUGUGAAUGCCUCCAUGCUUGCGGGUGCUGGUUGGACGGCUGCCUCACAAAAUGCGGGUUUUGAAGGAUGGCUGGGUUUAAGUUGGAGACUUGGAGGCAGCAGUGCUUCGGACUCUCAGUUGCUGGAAAUCCCAGGAGCGGAGAACUGUUCUUAUGCUUUGCUGGUUUCUGUUGGGAGACUGCCAUCAGAAUGGGUGGAGGGAAGCAGGGGGAUACAGAGAACCUCCUCCGAUUCUGAGAAGCAGCUUCUCGUCUGGCAGUAGGGAAAGCCACACCUCCAGCAGAGCAGAGGAGGAAAGAGGUAGCCGGGUGGAGGGAAGGCUCAAAGAUGCUACUGAGAUCCCAAGCGCCUCACCUAGCACGGCCGGCCGGCCAGGAGGCACACACCGUCGCCCUGCUUGCGCAGAGGGGUGAAACGGAAGGAGGAGAGGCGGAGAUUUGGGUUGCCCAAGUUCUUAUGUUGGGGGGGAAGCCGGAAGGGGCCACUCCCGGAAUCUGCAAGUGACUAAGAUGGACAAGAACUUUGUGGUUCUGCACUGUAAAUAGUUUGCACAAAUAAAAACCUGCGAAAGACAGGUUUGGAGUCCUGCCUGGUUACUCGUGAGCAACCACCUCACCACCUGACAGUUUCCCAUGGGGGCAUCUGGUUGGCAACCAUCAGACUAGGAUGUUGGACUAGAUGGGCCACUAGAAGGGCAAAUUAGUUGGUUUCUCUUUCAAUUGCAAAGCGAAUUGCAGAAGUCUACAUUAUUUAUUUCUCUUUUCAUUCUAUUGUUAUUAUUAUUCCUCCCUCCCUUUGCUUUUGCUUUGUUCAGUUUUGCCCUGCUUUCCUUUUCCACCUAGAUAGCUCAGUUGGUUAGAGCAUGGUGCUCACAAUGGCAAGGUUGCAGGUUCGAUCCCUGUAAGGGACAGCUGCAUAUUCCUGCAUUGCAGGGGGUUGGACUAGAUCAGGUAGAUCCCUGGCUGAUCCUGGCAGAUCGUGGGAUCCUUAUUGUGUACAAAAAGUUACGGGGGGGGAGCUAAAAAAAACCCUCUGUGCAAUCUUCCCCCCAAAAACCUCAGCAACUCUGGCCAAUCCACCCACCCCACGCACGCUCCUCUUCCCUCCAAUGGGUAGAUCACUGCCAGUUUUUUAAUACCGGGAGCAGAUCACAGUCUCUUGGGAGUUGAACAUGCCUAGAUUAGAUGAUCCUCAGGGUACCUUCCGAAAUAAAAAAAUAAGUUUAUAUAUAUAUAUAUAUACCAACCAAGCACAUACAUAGAUAUGUGGACCACAUGUCUGGAGCAGCACAGGAAGACCGCCCUGAAACCAUUUUGACUCCCAAGCUGACCAAAUGUUUUCUCUGCAAGGAGGGAGGGGGUGAGGGAACCUUCCCAUUCUCUCAGGAAUUGGGGAAUCACCAUCUCAAAGGAAUGGGCAGACAACCAGGAAAGGCAAUCAGAUAAGGCAUUAUCAGAUAACCUGGCAGAUAGGAGAUAAACAACGCACUCAGAUUUCUGUUGUAGACCGCCUUUUCUGUGAUGUAAGUAUGAUGUUUGUAGGGGGCGGUCUUGGGUUACACCCCUUCUGUGAUGUAUGUAUGAUGUAUGGAGGGGUGGUCUUGAGCUCCAGGGCGGGGAAUUUAAAAUGUCUAUAUAAGGGCAGCCACACUUUGGUUCUGGGUCCUCCUCUGUCCUCCUGCGUGUGAGGGGAGCACCCUGUUGCAACAGAUCAAUAAAGAUCAGGCUUACUAGCUGCUUUGCUUCUCAAUAUUCUCUGGUUGGCCUCUGUUAUUUUCUCUGACCGAUGGAGAACCUACAAAGGACUCUUUAAGGGCUCUUGUGUCCCCCAUAAGGGAAUAAGGGCAGAUUUUGUUUACAACUCUUCCAACCCUACAAUUCUCCUUGCAUUUGAUGCCCUCUACUCUGGGUCAAUUAGGACGCAGGUGGCGCUGUGGGUUAAACCACAGAGCCUAGGACUUGCCAGUCAGAAGGUCGGCGGUUCGAAUCUCCCGUUGCUCGGUCCCUGCUCCUGCCAACCUAGCAGUGCAAAAGCACAUCAAAGUGCAAGUAGAUAAAUAGGUACCGCUCUGGCGGGAAGGUAAACUGCGUUUCUGUGCGCUGCUCUGGUUCGCCAGAAGCAGCUUAGUCCUGCUGGCCACAUGACCCGGAAGCUGUACGCCGGCUCCCUCGGCCAAUAAAGUGAGAUGGGCGCCGCAACCCCAGAGUCGGCCACGACUGGACCUAAUGGUCAGGGGUCCCUUUACCUUUUACUCUGGGUCAAUGAGGGUAGGCACAUGAAGGCGAUAGAUGGUUGAAGAAAGACUGCAGAAGGCAGAAGGGAAGAUCUCCCAGGGUGGGAGGCUGAGAGAAGAAAGGGAAGCUCCCAGGUGAGCUACCUUUGCGUGAGACCUUGCUUUUCUCUCUUUUUUUUAAAAAAAAUAAUAUUUAUUACUUUUCCAAAAAUUUAAACACUAAAAAGACAAUACAAUGCAAUACAUUAAACUAACAUUACAAAACAAAAACAAUAAAAUAAAUCAAACAAUUUCAUUAUCCCAUCUUUCAUUCACUUAUUUCCAAGACCUCCUCACACCUCCCUUUUUGUAUUCCACUUCUGUUAAUUAUUUCAGCAAUUCCUUUCCAUCUUCCUCUGUUUUCUAUCCUAUAAUUAUCUUAACUCAUUCUAACCUUAUUUUUCCUUUAAUACUCUAUUAAUCCAUUUAUACUUAAUUCCUUAUAACGUUUCUACUAAAGCCAUAUAACUUCCUUCCUUUUCUCUUUCUGCUUCUCUUUUUGUUUAGAUUACCUUGUUUUCAUGGUAUCUCAUCAUGACAAAAGCCUUAAUGAAAAUGCUAUGCCCCAAAAAAGCACAAAAAGUGAAAACGGAAUAGAAUUUCUUCUCCCUCCCAACUUGUGGAUUUCAUGGUGGUGAGGACUGAUCCUGGCUUAUUAGCAGAAUCCAUGCCUUGCACCCAGAAGGUCUCAAAUUCAAUCCCUGUUUCUCCAGCUUUGAAAGAUACGCUUCUUAAUAGGGCUGGAAGAGACCUUGUCACUGCCAAUCCUGAAAAGCGAUAGGCUGAAAAGCAGAUCUAAAUCCAGCGUGGAAUAGCUGGUUGCCCUCCUCGAAUUGGAUUGACUUAACCAUCUCUUCAGUCAGGUUUUGGACUGUUAACGGCCUUUAAUGUAGAGCUUUAGCCUGGUAGAUUAAGGAGUAAUCCCAUUUGUGACAUCAGUCGGAAGUCCUUUUUCAAGUGAGGUGGACAGGCUCUCUGCUGAGACAGCUUUGCUCCUAAUCUGCCCUUUCUCCAGCUCCCAUCUUUGAUUCGGUGCUUCAUCCUAGAGACUUUCAGAACCACUGUCCACCCUGCCUCUCAUUUUAACUUUAGAAAAGUCCUGUCUUGCCUCAUUGGAUGGGACCCAGAAGUAAUAGUGCCACUGUAUUCUGCUCUGGUCAGACCUCACCUGGAGUACUGUGUCCAGUUCUGGGCACCACAGUUCAAGAAGGACACUGACAAACUGGAAAGUGUCCAGAGGAGGGCAACCAAAAUGGUCAAAGGCCUGGAAACGAUGCCUUAUGAGGAACGGCUAAGGGAGCUGGGCAUGUUUAGCCUGGAGAAGAGGAGGUUAAGGGGUGAUAUGAUAGCCAUGUUCAAAUAUAUAAAAGGAUGUCACAUAGAGGAGGGAGAAAGGUUGUUUUCUGCUGCUCCAGAGAAGCGGACACGGAGCAAUGGAUCCAAACUACAAGAAAGAAGAUUCCACCUAAACAUUAGGAAGAACUUCCUGACAGUAAGAGCUGUUUGACAGUGGAAUUUGCUGCCAAGGAGUGUGGUGGAGUCUCCUUCUUUGGAGGUCUUUAAGCAGAGGCUUGACAACCAUAUGUCAGGAGUGCUCUGAUGGUGUUUCCUGCUUGGCAGGGGGUUGGACUCGAUGGCCCUUGUGGUCUCUUCCAACUCUAGGAUUCUAUGACCCCUGAGCCACCAUUUAUAGCUCACAUCAGGUGCCAGGGUGUGAAAUAAUAAUAAUAAUAAUAAUAAUAAUAAUAAUAAUAAUAAAUUUAUACCCCGCCCUUCCCGGUUCAAAAACCGGGCUCAGGGUGGCUAGCAACAAAUUUAAAACACUUAAUUAUAAAAGCAGCAUAAAAUACAAUAUAAAAACAUGAAUCACAAUAAAAUUCAAAAAUCAAUUUAGGGGAAAUAAGCAUUAGAUAAUCCCCAGGGCUAGCUGGAUGAAUUGGUCCUACUUGGGCCAGCGAGGGGGUCAGGGGAGAAUUAGCUGUGGGGUCUCAGAGCAGGUAAUCUUCAUAAAAGGGGAGGGGGAGGGAAGGGAAAUAAAAGAUCUGGCUGAAUUCAAAUUAAAGUUCAGGCGGAAUAGCUCUGUCUUACAGGCCCAACAGAAGGAGGUUAAAUCCUGCAGGGCCCUGGUCUCAUGGGACAGAGUAUUGCACCAGGUCGGAGCCAUCACUGAAAAGGCCCUGGCCCUUGUGGAGGAUAGUCUGACUUCCUUAGGCCCCGAGACCUCUAAAGUAUGGUUGUUCAUGGACCUUAAGGUCCUCUGCGGGGCCAUACCAGGAGAGCCAGACCCGUAGAUAUGAGGGCCCUAAGCCACAAAGGACUUUAAGAUGGAGCAAGCUUGCUUUCUGCUGCUCCAGAGGGUGGGAACCGAACCGACAGAUCCAAAUCGCAAGAAAGAAAAUUCUGACUGAAACUUUCUGAUGGCAAGAGCAAUUUGCCAGUGGAACGGACUCCCUCAUAAAGGGGUGGGUGCUAUUUCCUUGUAGGUUUUUCAACAGAAGUUGACUUCCCAUUGGCCAGGGAUUCUUAGGCUGUGAUUCCUGUAAUUAGGGGGUUGGACUAAUGACCCCUGGGUUUCCCUUUCAACUCCGUGAUUCUUUCCAAAAUGAGCUGUGCUUUGCAGCAAAGGGUAAAGGGAAAGGGAUGCGGGUGGCGCUGUGGUCUAAACCACUGAGCCUCUUAGGCUUGCCGAUCAGAAGGUUGGCGGUUCGAAUCCCCGCAACGGGGUGAGCUCCCAUUGCUCUGUCCCAGCUCCUGCCAACCUAGCAGUUUGAAAGCACACCAGUGCAAGUAGAUAAAUAGGUACCACUGCGGCAGGAAGGCAAAUGGCUUUUCCAUGCGCUCUAGUUUCCGUCACGGUGUCCCGUUGCACCAAAAGCUGUUUAGUCCUGCUGGCCACAUGACCCAGAAAGCUGUCUGUGGACAAAGGCCGGCUCCCUCGGCCUGAAAGCGAGAAGAGCGCCGCAACCCCAGAGUCGCCUUUGACUGGACUUAACUGUCCAGGGGUCCUUUCCCUUCCCUUCCCUUCCCUUCCCUUCCCUUCCCUUCCCUUUACCUUUACAGCAAAGGGUUUGCUCACUGUGGGAACUGGGACCAGAGCUGUCCUGAUGAGCCCCAAACUCUUGCAGGAGUAGAAAUCCUCUUAAAAGCUUGCACAGCUAAAUUAUUUGAUUUUGGCCCUGCUUUCUCAUGCAAAUGCUCCUCAUAGAUGACAAAACCAAUGAAAUAUAAUAGUGGUACCUCGGGUUAAGUACUUAAUUCAUUCCAGAGGUCCAUUCUUAACCUGAAACUGUUCUUAACCUGAAGCACCACUUUAGCUAAUGGGGCCUCCUGCUGCCACCGCGCCGCGGGAGCACGAUUUCUGUUCUCAUCCUGAAGCAAAGUUCUUAACCUGAAGCACUAUUUCUGGGUUAGCGGAGUCUGUAACCUGAAGCGUAUGUAACUCGAGGUACCACUGUAAUGAAAAUUGCCCCAUCCCCUUCUGAUAAGCGUUGGAGAAGUGACGAUCAGAGGCAGGGAUAAGCCUAUGAAUUUUAACAGGCUAUAUUUUAGCACUGAAUGUUUCCUCCCGACUUGAAUAGGGAUGUGGGUGGCGCUGUGGGUUAAACCACAGAGCCUAGGACUUGCCGAUCAGAAGGUCGGCGGUUCGAAUCCCCAUGACGGGGUGAGCUCCCGUUGCUCAGUCCCUGCUCCUGCCAACCUAGCAGUUUGAAAGCACGUAGAUAAAUAGGUACCGCUCAGGCGGGAAGGUCAACGGCGUUUCCAUGUGCUGCUCUGGUUCACCAGAAGCGGCUUAGUCCCACUGGCCAUAUGACCCGGAAGCUGUACACCGGCUCCCUCAGCCAGUAAAGCGAGAUGAGCGCCGCAACCCCAGAGUCGGCCACGACUGGACCUAAUGGUCAGGGGUCCCUUUACCUUUAGCUAUGUUUCCUCCUGACUUGAAUACCAGUGAUUUCUGUGGACUCUCUUUUCUGAGCAGUGGAUGUUCCACAGGGUUUAGACAUAGGGUGCCUUCUAAGAUUUGUUCUGUUUACGACUAUCCAAGCAGAGCAAAUAAAUCACCCCUACGGCAGGCAGAAAAACUACCUGCAUCAAGGCAGGUUUAUUUAUGUAUGCCUUUUUUUGUGGUUACUGUACACAAAGCGGGUUCAUACCAGAUAAAAACACAGAAUUCAGGUCUCCCAGGAGACCUGCGUGUCUCAAGGCACGUCACCUGCAACUUCCUUCCCUCCCCAAAUGGCAGACCCGGCCCUGGAUUGAUCCCCGGCCCCUGUCUCCCAGAGCUGUCAUUUUCUUUCUUUUUUCUCCCGCCCCCUUUUAAAAAUUAUUAUGUUUAUUGCAAAACAUACAACACAAACAGACAAAAACAAUACCACAAUGACAACUAAACAUUGACUACACUUCAUUUAACAUCACACAUACUUUUGACUUCCAAAUCACCUCGUUGUGCCUUCUAAAUAAUCUUAACCUGUACGCACUUCCUGUUAUAUCUAUUACAUAUCAAGAAAAAAUUUUACUUUUAUGAUUUUCUUUAAUAUGCAAGAUUCAGUCUAUACCUGUCAGGAGAAUUGCAUUUUCACAAUAUUGUUUUAAAUAUUAUUUCAAUAUUGUCCAUACUUUGUUCACUUUCUGAUUUGAGUUUCCUCUUAUUCUCCCUGUCAUUUUUGCAAGUUCCAGGUAUUCUAUCGUCUUCACCUGUCGGUCAAGCUUUAUAGGAAUUAAGUCAAAUUUCCAAUUUUUUGCUACCAGAAUUCUGGCUGCUGUGGUUGCAAACAUAAAGAUGGUUCUAAAGCUUUUUUGGAUUUCAGUGGACAUAAUGCCUAACAGAAAGGCUUCUGGGGUUUUUUUUGGGAAGGAGAGCUGUCAUUUUUAAGGCUUCAGUCAUCUUUAUUUUGUUAAAGGUGGCUGACCGUCGUUUGCACCAAUCGUGCUGGGGCCAAACUCAAAACGGUGAUAUCCUAACCCGGCCAUUUGGCUCUGGAGACGGUUGCUGCAUGUUGGGCAACGAGAUUGUUUGCUCACCGAUGUACAAACCGUGACGGAAUGGAGUAAGUUUGGUGGGGGAAAUGUUCCUGGAAUGCGAAGCACAUGUCUGGCAGAGAAUGAAUUGCAUCAAAUUGAUCCUUGCUGGUGGCUUGUGGUUUGUCUAGGUCUGCCGGCUCUUCUCUUCUCCUUCCCUUUAUAAUACAAUCUCCAUGGUUUGCUGAAUGUAGCUUUCCCAAAGCAAAGGAAAGAUUGGACUCUGAUUAAUAGAAUACACACGAGGCUUGACCAGCAAGACUCUGGGAGGAGUGCCAAUAAUAAUUCCUCUCCACCCCUCGGCCCAGGUCGUUUUAUUCACAAAAGAACUUUUUACACAGUGUUUGUAAGAACCAAUCAGAUUUCCUCUGAGCAUUUCAAAAACCCCACGUGGGACAAAGUCAAAAGUUAAAACUGUUGUUGUUUAGUCGUGUCCGACUCCUCGUGACCCCCUGGACCAGAGCACACCAGGCACUCCUGUCUUCCACUGCCUCCCGCAGUUUAGUCAAACUCAUGCUGGUAGCUUCAAGAACACUGUCCAACCAUCUUGUCCUCUGUCGUCCCCUUCUCCUUGUGCCCUCCAUCUUUCCCAACAUCAGGGUCUUUUCCAGGGAGUCUUCUCUUCUCAUGAGGUGGCUGAAGUCUUGGAGCCUCAGCUUCAGGAUCUGUCCUUCCAGUGAGCACUCAGGGCUGAUUUCCUUCAGAAUGGAUGCGUUUGAUCUUCUUGCAGUCCAUGGGACUCUCAAGAGUUUCCUCCAGCAUCAUAAUUCAAAAGCAUCAAUUCUUUGGCGAUCAGCAUUCUUUGUGGUCCAGCUCUCACUUCCAUGCAGUGAAAAGACCAUAGCUUUAACUAUACGGACCUUUGUUGGCAAGGUCCAACUACAAAGAAACUAUUUCCUACUUGAGCAUGCAUAGUAGUCCAGAGUAAAUAAAAUAGGAGUAAAAGGAGGAAUAAAAUUCAUUCAGCAAAACCCCGGAUGUCAUAAACAGGCAUAAAUAGGAGAGACAGGAUGGCAGUAUUUACCAUCUCCUUGUGAACUCUCUUCCUGGCCCUUAAGAUCUAUCUAAAGAUUAAACUACACCAAAGUAACCUACUUUGUACUGAGGAUGCCUGAUGAAGCAACUGGCCUGUGUUUCAGAAUGCUUAUACGUGCCUGUCAGGUGUAGAGAAAGCAAAUGGCAGAGGUGGAGAGGCUUGUGGGAUUCGAUCAGAAACUAUUGUCAAUGAAUCAAACCGAGUCAACGCAAUUCUUUCAUAUGCCUGUUCCAUAUUUCACAAUUCCUCAUAGCAAUUCCACCUGAGCCCCACACUCUGGAUAUCUGCACCCCUACAGUUGAAAACUCGAUAUAUCAAGAGUGCAUGUUCAGGAUCACUUCCUAAGGGAAGGACUCUGCUCCUGCCUUUUAUGCAGAGGACCCUGGGUUCAAACUCCAGCUUCUCCAAUCCUGGCAAGUUGCAAUGACCAUUUCUUCUUCGUUUCCAGAGAGUUUACUACCUUUCCUUGGAGUUCUACAUGGGCCGGACUCUGCAGAACACCAUGAUAAACCUGGGAUUGCAGAACGCCUGCGAUGAGGCAAUUUAUCAGGUAUGGGGGGGGAGGGGGGACUACUGCAAUGCGCUCUACGUGGGGCUACCUUUGAAGGUGACCCGGAAACUGCAACUACUCCAGAAUGCAGCAGCCAGACUGGUGACUGGGAGCGGCCGCCGAGACCACAUAACUCCAGUCUUGAAAGACCUACAUUGGCUCCCAGUACAUUUCCAAACAUAAUUCAAAGUGUUGGUGUUGGCCUUGAAAGCCCUAAACGGCCUCAGUCCAGGAUACCUGAAGGAGAGUCUCCACCCCCAUUGUUCAGCCUGGACACUGAGGUCCAGCGCCGAGGGCCUUCUGGAGGUUCCCUCCCUGUGAGAAGUGAGGUUACAGGGAACCAGGCAGAGGGCCUUCUCGGUAGUGGCGCCCACCCUGUGGAACGCCCUCCCAGCAGAUGUCAAGGCAAUAAACAACUAUUUUAUUUUUAAAAGAUAACUGAAGGUGGCCCUUUUUAGGGAAGUUUUUAAUGUCUGAUUCUGUGUUGUUUUUAAUACAGUCAUACCUCGGGUUAAAGUUGCUUCAGGUUGAGCGUUUUCAGGUUGUGCUCCGCGGCAACCUGGAAGUAACGGAACGCGUUACUUCCGGGUUUUGCCGCAUGCACAGACGCUCAAAAUGAUGUCAUGCGCAGAAGCGGCGAAUCGCGACCCGCAGACGCGGGUUGUGUUCUCUUCAGGAUGUGAAUGGGGAUCUGGAAUGGAUCCCGUUUGUAUCCAGAGGUACCACUGUAGUAAUAGGUUUGUGAAGGGAAAAAAAAUUAUUAUUAUUAUUAUUAUUGGCAGCAGCACCCGCCAAUCUGACUGAGUUGUCCCAGCCACUCUGGGCAGCUUCUAACAAAUUAAAACACAGUAUAACGUCAGACGUUGAAAACUUCCCUAUACAGAGCUGCCUUCAAAUGUCUUCUAAAAGUCAGUUAGUUGUUUAUUUCCUUGAGAUCUGACGGGUGGGCAUUCCACAGGGCGGGCGCCACUACCAAGAAGGCCCUCUGCCUGGUUCCCGGUAGCUUCACGUCUCACAUUGAGGUAACUGCCAGAAGGCCCUUGGAGCUGGACCUCAGUGUCCGGACUUCAUUUCUUUGGCAAAUGAGCCAGUAUGGGAAGCGAUUCCAGAAAGCAGGUAGCUUGGACGCUCCUGCCUUGGAGCGGAAAGGGUGCCAGACUUGGGAGACCAGGGUUUGAAUCCCCACACUGGCAGACGAAAGUUGCGUCUCAAAUGUCAGGCCGUCUUUAACAUGGGCUGGCGCAGAUGUAAGCUUCUGAAGUUGGUGCUUGUUCCCAGGUCAGAAUCGAGAGGAGAAAGAGUAAUUUGAAACCACUGAGAAGUGAAAUAAAUUUAUCGCCUUACGGAUCUGGUCAUGGGAUGGAGUCGAGCAAGUCUGAGCCUCUUCCUAGAAGCUCCUGGUUUUGCAAAUCCGCUGGCAAGUCAGAUCUGCCUCUGAACACCCGUUCACACAAUGUUUCCCCCCUUGCGUGCACACACAGAUGCGAUUCCCCUUCACCUUUAAAAAAUAAAACUAAUCCUGGAAGUGACAGCCGGUAGUACAAGACUCUGAAAACUUACAAGCGCCAGGCGGGGGAACUUGGCUGAAUUUCCCAGAGGCUUGGUUGCCUCCUAUUUGCCGUUAGAUUUUUUUCCGUUAAUAGCCCACGGCUGAUCUAAACGGUGCCUAAAUCACUUGCACCCUCCCAGAACAAAUUGUGCAGUUGUGUUGUGUAACAGGCCUCAGCCUGCCUGCUGCAAAAAACGUCUGAUUUUGACAGUUGGGCCACCUUCCGUUCCCAUUUUUGUAGGGGUGUGUGUAUUGUGGGGCUUCACUUAUGCUUGAAACACAACUCUUGGGAGCGUUUUGCACAGAGGCGGUGUGGUUUAGUGGUUAGAGUUUUGGGCCGGGACCUGGGAGAACCGGGUUCAAAUCCUUCACUUGGGGAUGAAGCUCAUUGGGUGACCUUGGGGGCAAUCAUCACUACCUCUCAGCCUAUCCUACCUUGCAAGGUUGUUGUGGGGGUUAAAUGAGAUGGGAGGGGGGGAAACCGUGUAUGCUGACUUGAGUACCUUGGAGUAAAAUGUGGGCUAUAACUGAAAUAAACAAAUCUCUAUAUGUGGCUCUUUAGCUGGGGCUGGACAUUGAAGAACUAGAGGAGAUUGAAGAAGAUGCCGGCCUGGGCAAUGGAGGCCUUGGCAGACUUGCAGGUAAGUGAGGAACCAUAGAAGUUGUAGAGUUGGAAGGGACCCCCAGCGGUCAUCUAGUCCAACCCCUGCUAUGCAGGAAUAUUAGCUGAAAGAAUCCCUGAGACUUUGACAUCCAAGUUCCAUUGAAAGCAUUAUGCUACCACUUUAAGCAGUCAGGACCCCUCCCCACAAGGAAUUCUGGGAACUGUAGUUCAUUAAGAGCGCUGAGAGGUGUUAAGAGAUUCAUAUUCCCCUGGGAGAGCCGCAAUUCCCAGUGUUCCCUCUUCGGAGGGAUCGAUUGCUAAACCACUCUGGGAAUUAUAGUUCUGGGAGGGGCGUACAAGAUUUCUCUCGGCAGCCUCCACAAACGACAGUUUCCAGAAUUAUUUGAGGGGAGCCGUGAUUGUUUGAAGUGGUAUCGUGGUGCUUUCAAUGUGUGUUGUGAAGGUGGCCAGCCCGUAACUUCUCAAAACUCAUCUCUGCUUCAGCUAGUGAGCGCCUUGAAGCCCGGGUUCAAAUGAGAAAACACGGGUGUGAAUCACGAGGCCAUUUCCAAUCAUGCAUAGGAAACUAAUCUGAGCAAAAAUGAACCGUCUUUCUUGGUUCAGAAAUACCAGAUUUUCUUGGCGCCAGUUCACAAGGACUCCGUUAAUUUAUGAAACAAUAUUUAUUUAUUUUAUAUGUUUUGUAAAAUUUACACACCUCUUGAUUGUAGGGGGGCCUCAAAGCGGUUUCCAAAAAAUAUAAAACAAUAAGAUUAUGACUUUUUGAAAAAUCAAAACCAUAAUUUAAACCAUGCAAAAAGUUCAAGCCACAAAAGACUAAAAGAAAUUAAAAUUCCUACAAGUUUUCUGAACAUUUGAGUAAGGUAAGGUAAAGGGGCCCCUGACCAUUAGGUCCAGUCCUGGCCGACUCGGGUUGUGGCGCUCAUCUUUCUUUAUUGGCCGAGGGAACCGGCAUACAGCUUCCGGGUCAUUAUUAAGCCGCUUCUGGUGAACCAGAGCAGCGCACAGAAACGCCGUUUACCUUCUCGCCGGAGCGGUACCUAUUUAUCUACUUUGCACUUGUCUCUGCUCCUGCCAACCUAGCAGUUCAAAAGCACACCAGUGCAAGUAGAUAAAUAGGUACCGCUCCGGCGGGAAGGUAAAUGGCAUUUCCGUGCACUCUGGUUUCCGUCACGGUGUUCUGUUACGCCAGAAACGGUUUAGUCCUCCUGGCCACAUAACCCAGAAAGCUGUCUGCGGACAAACGCCGGCCCCUCAGCCUGAAAGCGAGAUGAGUGCCGCAACCCCAUAGUCUCCUUUGAUUGGACUUAACCAUCCAGGGGUCCUUUACCUUUACCUUUUUGUGGUUGGAACUGAGCCCAGCCCUGCCUCUCCUUCCACAGCCUGCUUCCUCGAUUCGAUGGCCACCCUUGGGCUCGCAGCCUACGGUUAUGGGAUACGCUAUGAGUACGGCAUAUUCAACCAGAAGAUCAGAGACGGAUGGCAGGUAACCUCGAAGCCUAAAUGUGUAUGAUAUGAAGCACGGCACAGUUUAUACCACUGUGUUGUGCAAGAAAAGACAGCCUACAUUGCUAUUGGUGAAGGAAGUGCGCAAUAUAUUUUAUUGUGUGCACGUAUCUCGGAGUUUACUCACAAGCUUCCUAGCUUGCAUUGUGGCGAAAUGCUUUCAUGAGCUUUGCGCAUAAGUGGGCAUGGGUGCGCAUGAGCUUUCCCCAGCCUGGCGCAUUCCAGAAGUUUUGGAUUAUGGCUCCUGUCAGUCAACUGAUUGAUUGAUUGAUUGAUUGGUUUUCACAUAUUACAUUACAAAAGCCAACACCAUUUCCUCCCCAUCCCCCCAUACAUUUACAUUUAUAUUUCCUCAAUAUUAUUCUUUUUCUCCUUCCUCCCACUUCCCUCCGCCCCCACUCGAUUUCCUCCACAUUCUACAAUUUACAAUAAUCUUUGCAUUCUACAGUCUUCUCAAAUCAGUCUUGUCAAAUCAUUCCUUACUAAUUUUUCUUCCAUCCAGUACUUCACAUUUUAAUCUAGGCAUAUUAGCAUAUCUUUUUUUGAGCAAUAUUUUGCCAUAUAUUCAUCAAAACAUUUCCACUCCUUUUUUAAUUUUUGAUUUGACUGAUUUCUUAUUAUAGCAGUUAAUUUUGCCAAAAUUAAAUAUUCAUUUAGUUUACAAAUCCAUUCCUCCUUUGUGGGUGUAGUUUGUGACUUCCACCUAGCAGCAAUCACUAUUCUAGCAGCUGUACUUGCAUAUAGAAAAAUCCCCCCCCCCCGUGGUAUCUUUUCAUCUAUCAAUCCAAGGAGAUAUGUCUCUGGUUUCUUUGUUAUUGAUAUUUUCAACAUCUUCUUUAGUUCUUCAUGUACUACUAUCCAAAAUUUCUUAAUUUCAUCACACCUCCACCACAUAUAUAUUGUUGUUCCUAUUUCUCCACCACAUCUCCAACAGAGGUUGGGUUUCAAUUUAUAUAUCUUUGCCAACUUAACUGGCGUUAAGUACCACCUAUAGAACAUCUUUACAAAAUUUUCUUUUAAUUCUAUACGAGGCAGUAAAUCGUAUUGUGGCUCCUGUCAGUCUUAGCCAACAUGGCUGAGUUGUAGAAUUAAUCAUAAGAGUUGGAAGAGACCUCGAGGGUCAUCCAGUCUAACCCCCUGCAACGCAGGAAUAUGCAGCUGUACCUUCCGGGCAUCAAACCUGCAACCUUGGCGUUAUCAGUCUCUAACCAGCUGAGCUAUCCAGGCUGUAGUCCAAAACAAGUGGAGGCCACCAGGUUUAUUUAUUUUGAAGGAUUACAAAGCCUUUUGAUAUUUUAAGAGCGGAAGAAGAGACUGCUGGAUCAGACCUGCGGCCCAUCUAGUCCAGCCUCCUGUUCUCACAGUGGCCAACCAGAUGCCUGUGGGAAACCUUCAAGCAGGAUUCGUCUCCCCUCCUGCGGUUUCCAGCAGCUGCUGUUCAGAGACAUUUACUGCCUCUGACCGUGGACGCAGAGCCUAGCCAUUGCGGCUAGUAGCCACCAACUGCCCUCUCCUCCUCCCUGAAUUCGUCUAAUCCUCUCUUAAAGCCAUUCAAGUUGGUGGCCAUCACUUUCUCCUGUGGCAAUGAGUUCCAUAGUUCAACGAUGUGCUGCAUGAAGGACUUUUAUCUGCCCUGAAUCUUCCAAUGUUCACCUGCAUAGUUUCAUCAGCUUCUACCGUGUCGCCGUUUAAUCGUCUCUUUUCUAAGAUCAAAAGUCCCGAAUGCUGAAACCUUUCCUCUCUCUUCCCUUGAUAAUUUUGGUUUCCCUUUCCUGAAAAACCUUCCCAACUCUAUAUCAUCCUUUUUAGGCUGUGAACUCUGUGUGUGUGUGUGUGUGUGUGUGUGUGUGUGUUUGGUAAAUAGUUGUAGGGGCCCCUCCUGCUUCUUUCAAAGGCUUCCAGGGAGUAGGCUGGGACAAUGAUUAACAGAAAAUAAUCUGGCAAACUGAUAACUGGAGUUCAGGGAGGAGAUCACAGACUAGAUGUGCAUAGGCUAAUUUACCUUGGAUUGAUAAGAGUGACUUCCCUGGGCUAGGUCUCAAAGGGGGGAGCAGAGAGGAGAGAGGGGCCCAUUGCAUCACCUCCAAACACGCUCAAGGGAAUCUUCAGUGCAAAGGGCAAUUAGCUCUCAUUGGGCUAGUACAGAGGAAAGAGCUCUGGGAUUCUUCCUUUAGGUGUAAAUUUCUGCCUUUUCAUGUGCUGGGAAGUCCCAGCAAGUUCAGGGAUCUGAGCCAACUUUUCUUGGCAGGAUUUUGGCGCACGGUUACGCCCUUCCGGGAGGCUCUGUGACGCCCUGAGCAAUGUGUAUAACAGGGUUCAGGAAAAGCCUUAGAUGACUUCAGCUCUGGCCAGCAGAAGGAGAGAGCUCCAGGUUCUUCUGUAAUAAUUAUAAUUAUAAUUAUAAUUAUAAUUAUAAUUAUAAUUAUAAUUAUAAUUUUAUUUAUACCCCGCCCUUCCCAGUUCGAAAACUGGGCUCAGGGCGGCUAACAACAAAUUUAAAACACUUUAAAACACUUAAUUAUAAAAGCAGUAUAAAAACAUGAAUAACAAUAAAAAUAAAAAAUUAGUUAGAUAAUCCCCAGGGCUAGCUGGCUGAAUUGGUCCUACUUGGGCCAGCGAGGUGGUCAGGGGAGAAUUAGCUGUGGGGUCUUAGAGCAGGUGAUCUUCAUAAAAGGGGAGGGGGAGGGAAGAGAAGGGAAGAGAAGGGAGAUAAAAGAUCAGGCUGAAUUCAAAUUAAAGUCCAGGCGGAAUAGUUCUGUCUUACAGGCCCAACAGAAGGAGGUUAAAUCCUGAAGGGCCCUGGUCUCAUGGGACAGAGCAUUGCACCAGGUCGGAGCCAUCCCUGAGAAGGCCCUGGCCCUGGUGGAGGAUAGUCUGACUUCCUUAAGGCCCGGGACCUCUAAACUAUGGUUAUUCAUGGACCUUAAGGUCCUCUGCAGGGCAGACCAGGAGAGGCGGUCCCGUAGAUACGAGGGCCCUAAGCAAGGUUUGUUGAGGUUUUAUUGCUGUGAGCCACUCUUAACUUGCACUCAAGUUGCAUAUGCGCAUAGAAUAAAACUCCCUAUCCUAAAGAUGCCACAGUUUCUGCUGGUCCUCAUUCCAAGGAAACAAAACCUGGGGGAGCACCUGCAACCUCUUGCGUGCUUCACUUUUGCUUCCAACCCACCCCCUUUCACCCUUCGCACAGCACCCCAUCCAUAGCUGUCCACUUACAGAUUUGAAAAUAAGGGACCAGCAGCCUCGAAAAUAAGGGAUCAGCAGCCAAAAUAAGGGAUUUUAGUCAACCAGCAGCCAAACGAAGCCUCAAGCGGUGGUUCCCACAGCGCAGCAACCCGGCAAAGGGGAUGCAGCAAGGGAAACCACCGUCACCUCUCCGCUGGGAAGCGCUGAGCAAAGGCGAGUCCCCAGCAAUGCGGCCGAUUUGAUUGGCACAAGGCAUGCAAGCUCCACCCCCCAGUCGUUCUUAGACUCCUUAUUGGGUGAGCAACACAGCCAAGCAACACAGUUGGAGCCUCCCUCCUCCCUGGCCGGCAGGGAGGGAGGGAGAGGAGCUGCUUCCUUUGAAACCCAGGAAAUUUAAGGGACAUCAUCAAUAAGGGACAGCAGCGGGACACGGCACUGGGAUAAGGGACUUUCCCACCAAAUAAGGGACAGUUGACAGCUAUGACCCCAUCCCUUUGGGUCUUUUGUUCUCCUUGUCACCCUCUGCUUAUGGGCAAAAGCUGCAUGUAUGAAUGAGACCGGGUCUGAACUGUUUACCAGCAUUGCCAAGCAUGUAGUCCUCAGUUCCUUGCCAAUUCCCUCCCCAAUUUUUUUUACAUACUUGUUGUACAAAUUGCUAGAAAACUAGAGUUUGAAGGGGGCGGUGAAGAUGAACGAAGAAUAGGUUGGUCUGCCUUAAAGAACUCGAAGCAAAACCAAAUCGGCAGGGAACCUUUUUCUUGAAACUUGCCUUGUGAUAGUUACUAACCUGCUAGUUUUAAAGGGAAGGUGGGAUAUAUUUUGGGAGGAUAAGAAUGGCGGUCAUGAUUUCAAAAAUGCUUGAUUAUUCACAUGUUGUUAUCAGUCCUCUUACUGUAUAAAAUGUUAUGAGAACAUUUCUUUAAACUCCAAGCUUAACCAAACACUGGGCGUGAAUUUAGGGGUUAUAUAACACUAACUCUAAAGGAGUCUGUUCCAUAUGUGUUUUCGUGCGUAACUCUUCCUCUGUGCCGUAUUGUCAUUUCCGUGAAUGACACUGAUCUUGACAUGGUAUUGUCUGGUUCUCAUGCUCAUCCUGAUAGUUUUCUCUUUCUAGGUGGAGGAAGCUGAUGAUUGGCUAAGACACGGGAACCCCUGGGAGAAAGCCCGGCCAGAAUACAUGCUUCCCAUUCAUUUUUAUGGAAGGGUGGAGCACACCCAGACCGGCGUGAGAUGGAUCGACACCCAGGUACUGGGAGACGGGGCACCUCCAGGGUCUUGCUUGUGGGGAGGGAGGAAGUUCAACUCCCCAUAGCCAAAAAGGUUACAGUGGUGUCUCGCAAGACGAAAUUAAUUCGUUCCGCGAGUUUUGUCGUCUUGCGAAGCACGGUGUCGGGAAAGUUUUGGAAAAGCUUCAAAAAUCACCAAAGUCUUUAAAAACCUCAAAAAAGGCUACCACACCGCGUGCUAUGAGUUGCUCCUCGAAGUCAAGUCGCAACUGUAUUAACAGUGUUAAGAAAAAGGAAACAAACUUGCAAGACGUUUCCGUCUUGCGAAGCAAGCCCAUAGGGAAAAUCAUCUUGCGAAGCAGCUCAAAAAACAAAAAACCCUUUCGUCUAGCGAGUUUUUUGUCUUGCGAGGCAUUCGUCUUGCGAGGUACCACUGUAGUGGGUGGUCUUAUUUGCCUCACCCAGUAGGGAAGGGGGAUAGAUAGGGUUCCAUUUCUGUUUUAAUGGGAAACAACCUGAUUUGUACUUCUUGAACCAAUACAGUGGUACCUUGAUACCCAAACGCUGAAAACCCGGAAAUAAGUGUUUUGGUUUUCGAAUGUUUUCAAACAUCCGAUGCGGCUGUUGGCUAUUGUUUCCCAAAUCAGAAGCUGCACCUUGCUUUUCAAACAUUUCGGAAGUCAAACGGACUUCUGGAACAGAUUAAGUUUGACGGUUUUGUUUUUGCUGUUUUGCGUUUUUGUUUUUGAGGCUUUUUCGGUUAAUUUGUUUUUGUGACUGUGUGGAACCCAGUUCAACUACUGAUUGAUUGAUUGAUUGAUUGAUUGAGUGACUGCAGAAAUGGAUAAAAGCCCCUCAUCCAAACAAUGACCAUCAUCAGUACAAAUAAGAAAAAAUAAUAUCAUCUACAAUACCAUCUUAUUUAUUUUAUAAUACAGUACUAUAAUGAGUAUGGGUUGCUCGUGCGUAAGUUGCCGUCUCUCCUGGCUAUGUUGCCUUGUUAAACCUUUCUGUCUGGACAGCCCUUCAAUUCGUGGCUGCCUCAGUCGCUAGCAGAAUCCGUCAGUGGGCGUUUCUUAAACCUCUUCCAACAUAAAAGUUGUUUGACGCCAAGUCUCCUCCUACUCUCCCUGCGCGGAAGCCUUUUGCGCAGGGAGGGCGUGGGUAGCGGAGGACCCGUGCUCUCCCCGCUGGUGUCCAGUGAAGAGUCCUGGAGCCCUCUCGCCGAUUCCCCAUCUGCCCCCUUUAUCCCUGGUGUAACGUUGAUUUGCUUCCCCCUCUGCUGAACUGCCUCUCUCCCUGCUGGGCCCUUCUCCAGCAUCAUUUGAGAGCCUUCCCUCCACCUCAGGCUCCGAUGUCAGUUCCCUGACAAGUACAUUGAUUAUUGCUUUCAUUUUAUGGAUCAAUGGUCUCAUUAGAUAGUAAAAUUCAGGUUAAAUUGCUGUUUUAGGGGUUGUUUUUAAAAGUCUGGAACGGAUUAAUCCGUUUUGCAUUACUUUCUAUGAGGAAAGCGUGCCUUGGUUUUGGAACGCUUUGGUUUUGGAAUGGACUUCCGGAACGGAUUAAUUUUGAGAACCAAGGUACCACUGUAAUGUGAUUUUCAUUCGAAAUUUGCCCUGAAUUUUGCAGUGCCACUGUUUAACCAAAUAAUGUGUGCAAGAGCUUGCAUAGAUGAGUGAAAGUAACACAUAAACACACAUUAUACAGUGGUACCUCAGGUUACAGACACUUCAAGUUACAGACGCUUCAGGUUACAGACUUCGCUAACCCAGAAAUAGUCCCUCGGGUUAAGAACUUUGCUUCAGGAUGAGAACAGAAAUCGCGCAGCGGCGGCAGCGGGAAGCCCCAUUAGCUAAAGUGGUGCUUCAGGUUAAGAACAGUUUCAGGUUAAGAACAGACCUCCAGAAUGAAUUAAGUUCUUAACCUGAGGUACCACUUUGCAAAUGUGUGUGUGUAGGGAGAAAUUCAUACUGAAAUGGCUGAUGGGUUUCCAUGAGGACUUUUUUUUAAAAAAAUUAAAACUGGAGAAAUGAGAAAAUGGCACAUUUGUUCAAUUAGAUGGCCUUUGUUGGGCUCACCUCCAGAAUCUGGCUUGUUACGAUAGAGGUGCCCUGCAAGAUGUUGACCCCUCCUAUGAAGGAGACCUGUGUCUGAAAGGAUGGGGGCACUGGUGGUGGUGGGGUCUCUUGGCCAGCCCCUCCCUGGGAGGGCACCAUUCAACAAAGCUGAUGCCUCUAGGCCUUUUCUCUCCCCAGGUGGUCCUGGCUUUGCCCUACGACACCCCAAUUCCUGGCUACAUGAACAACACGGUCAACACCAUGAGAUUGUGGUCAGCUCGGGCUCCCAACGAUUUCAACCUCCGCGACUGUAAGCGUUUUUGUUCUGUUCGCAAGAAUAUUUAUAUACUGCUUUUCUUAAAACCAUAUACAGUGGUACCUCGGGUUACAUACGCUUCAGGUUACAGACUCUGCUAACCCAGAAAUGGUGCUUCAGGUUAAGAACUUUGCUUCAGGGUGAGAACAGAAAUUGGGCUCCGGCGGCGCGGCGGCAGCAGGAGGCCCCAUUAGCUAAAGUGGUGCUUCAGGUUAAGAACAGUUUCAAGUUAAGAACAGACCUCCGGAAUGAAUUAAGUACUUAACCCGAGGUACCACUGUACAGUCAUACCUCAUGUUACAUUUGCUUCAUGAUACUUUUUUUCAGGUUGCGUCCCGCGGUGACCUGGAAGCACCAGAAAGGGUUACUUCCGGGUUUCGCUGCUCGUGCAUGCGCAGAAGUGCUAAAUUGCACUUUGCGCAUAUGCACAAGUGCCAAAUCACGCUGCGCACCUGCGCAGAUACUGCGCUUCAGGUUGUGGGCUUUUCAUGUUGCGAACGGGCCUCUGGAACGGAUCCCGUUUGCAACCAGAGGUACCACUGUACAACAAUUAUACACAAAACUGGGCAAUACACAAAGCAUAUACAAGAAGUUAAAAUCAGAAAACAACUAGGAGCUAUUCUUAAUUGCCUGCGUAGGCCUGGAAAGUGUGGGAAUGUUGAGGGUGGCAGGAGAGGAUAUAUUGAUUAUUAAUAUCCUUCCUAACUUGCACCAGCAUGUUUCUUUAUAUAGCAGAGUUACAUUCCCCUACUUAUGCAGCAGAAAGCUGGUUGCAAACUCGUGUGAGCCUAUUAAGACAACAAGCAAUUCAAUCUGGCUUGCCCAGAUUGAGAUAUGUUCUAUUGUUCCCGGUAAGUCACAUUUGAUACCUCCUAAAAGAAUAAAGACACAACAGUCUUAUUCAUAAGUAACAAAAAGUAGUUUUACUCAUGAUCAGGCAGAGCAGUGUGUGAUCCCUGAAGGCAGGCUUUAGGCUUAAAGUUACAAAUAUGUACAGGUUUACCCCAUAUGGGAGAUAACCUGGGGGACUGCUGGCCACCAGAACAGUCCAGGUGAAUCAGGAAGUUCGCAGGACGAAAAAGAAGAUGAAGAGAGGGAGGUGGUUGCGUGACUUGGCCUUUUACCGGGUUUGGAAAGGUCACGCCCACCUACUAGUCACAUGCAAGGAAGGAUGUCCCAGCCAAGUGUAACAGGAAGUUCAACUGACUGGACCAACAUCCCCUGCAUGACCACUCUAGCAAAACAAGGAAUGUUGUACCUGACUGCUCCCAGUGGAUUACAUCCCACAGAAAGGUUUUCAGCAGGUGUUUAAAAGGUGGCCCAGAAGGCUGAAGUUCUAGUGGGAAAGAGUUCCACAGGGCUGUUGGCGCUAAAGGUUCGGUUUUCUGUUGUUGUCAAACGAGCCUCAGCAAUUUGGGGAAUGACCAGCCACACUGCUGCCAAUCUCACUCAUCGAGUUCGGAUGUUUGAGAUAGGGAUAAAUUGCCUCUUUUUUGGCUGUAGUCACAGAGUGUCUAGAAAUAGCCACCUUGUUUCCUUUCCCUUUUCGCUGUCUUGCUCUGCCUAGCUGUUGUCAGAUAGCUGAUUGGAAAAUUCUCAUUAGCCUCCUCCUUGCUCCCCGCUCCCCACCCCACCGCCGGCCACAUCUCUGACCAACUGGUUCCUGGAUUCACUUUUCAAAGAAGUCAGCUGUUGGGCCACAGUUAAAUUUCUAUAACAUUUUGGCCGCCUUUCAGCCGCCUGAGAUUUUAGUCACCAAAUGCUUCCAAGAAAAUUGUCACCGUUACAAAGGACUAGAAACUUGAGGUGGAUGGAUGGGAGGGGAACAAGAAGGAAGCUGAGACUGCACGCUCCCUGCCACACACCAUGGAUUUCUUAAGUUGACAGCUUGUUUUUUCCUCCCCAAACCUUUUUCCUAGUCAACGUUGGCGAUUACAUUCAGGCUGUGCUGGACAGAAACUUGGCUGAGAACAUUUCCCGCGUCCUUUACCCAAAUGAUAACGUAAGUCCCUGGGUGCAGAAAAGCAGCCUUCCUCUUGUAGAUGUGUGAGAGGGGUUGCUUGGGAGAGAGGGAGGGAGAGUGUCAGCCUUUCAGAACCAAACAAGGAAAUGAUUUGAGCCUUCUUACAGGCUCAUAAUUCUGGAUGCACGAAGUGUCCUCAUAACAGAUCUGGGAAUGGGCUUUGUCACCGAGUUCUUGGCUGGGAGUCUGCCUCAAGCAGGCUUCAAAAUAUGUUCAUCUGGAGUGUUCUGCAAGAGCAGCUCUCAGUGCCAGACCUCCAACUCUCACCUCUCCCACAAAAGCGGCAAUUUAAUUCCCUGCGUCUUUAGCUGCAGACAGGAACAGGUCUUCACUAAAGCAUCAUCUGUCUCUUGUUCCCGAUUGUGCUUUGGGCUUCAGUUGGUCUUCACCAACCUGGUGCUCUCCAGAUGUUUUGGGACUGGUGGGCAUUGUGAUCUGCAACAUCUGGAGGGCACUGGAUUGGAGAAGGUUGCCUUACACGAAUGUGCCUGGUGUUCACCCCAUCUUUGCACACCCAGGUUUAGUCGGUUACUUCUGCAAAUAUCACAUAAACCACAAGUUGCUGCCGCAUCAAACUGUGGUUUGUGCAAUCCCACCAAACCAGGAUUGCAAAGCAUGUAUUAGGUAAAGGUAAAGGGACCCCUGACCAUUAGGUCCAGUCGUGACCGACUCUGGGGUUGCGGCGCUCAUCUCGCUUUCUUGGCCGAGGGAGCCGGCGUAAAGCUUCCGGGUCAUGUGGCCAGCAUGACUAAGCCGCUUCUAGCGAACCAGAGCAGCGCAUGGAAACGCCAUUUACCUUCCCGCCGGAAAGGUACCUAUUUAUCUGCUUGCACGUUGACGUGCUUUCGAACUGCUAGGUUGGCAGGAGCAGGGACCGAGCAACGGGAACUCAUCCCGUUGCGGGGAUUCAAACUUCCGACUUUCUGAUCAGCAAGCCCUAGGCUCUGUGGUUUAACCCACAGCGCCACCCGCGUCCCUAAAGCAUGUUAUAUAUUUAUUUAUUUAUUUAUUUAUACCCCACCCAUCUGGCUGGGUUUCCCCAGCCACUCUGGGCAGCUUCCAACAAAAUAUUAAAAUACAAUAGUCUGUUAAACAUUAAAAGCUUCCCUAAACAGGGCUGCCUUCAGAUGUCUUCUAAAAGUCUGGUAGUUGUUCUUCUCUUUGACAUCUGACGGGAGGGCGUUCCACAGGGCGGGUGCCACCACCGAGAAGGCCCUCUGCCUGGGUUCCCUGUAACUUGGCUUCUCGCAGCGAGGGAACUGACAGAAGGCUCUCGGCGCUGGAACUCAGCGUCCGGGCAGAAUGAUGGCGGUGGAGACACUCCUUCAGGGAUACUGGGCCGAGGCCAUGUUGGCAGACCAUGUUGGUUUUGGAGGGACCACCUGAGCAACAGUCUCUCGGGUUAGAUGUGAUGGUCAACGGUGUGUGAAUCGGUUACUUGCGAUAUUCGCAGAAACCAGGGCUCACAAGGGGUGCAUCUCAAGACUCAGCUUAUGUAAUGGCAAACCAUUGUUGGGGGUUACAUGUGCACCAAAGUAUGUGGAACAUUUAAUAGGUCCCUGCAACUUUUUCAUUCUUAAGGACCCCCUAAACUUAAGGCAUCUCACGAGAUUAAUAAACAAAUUGAGAGUCUUUUGCCUUCCUGACUUCUGUUCCUCUGAGACGUUACUAGUGUCGGAUUUACGUAUAAGCUAAACGAGCUCUAGCUUAGGGCCCCACUCUCUUGCGGGUCCCAAAAAAUUUAAAGGAAAACAAACAAUGAACAUUUCCAAAAUAUAAGAUAAAAAACAAAUAAAAUAAAACCUACAUACAGUAAUAGUGUUUUGUGUUGUGUAGGCUCCUGUGAUGUAAGUCAUGGGCCCCGCCUGCUAGCCUGCUCCCUAAAAUAUCACUGGUUUGCUCCUUUCUAUAUAUAGGGUGCCUACACAGAGCCUAGGACUUGCCAAUCAGAAGGACGGCGGUUCGAAUCCCCUCGACGGGGUGAGCUCCCGUUGUUCAGUCCCUGCUCCUGCCAACCUAGCAGUUCGAAAGCACGUCAAAGUGCAAGUAGAUAAAUAGGUACCACUCCGGCGGGAAGGUAAACGGCGUUUCCGUGUGCUGCUCUGGUUUGCCAGAAGCGGCUUAGUCAUACUGGCCACAUGACCACAUGAGCUGUCUGCAGACAAACGCCGGCUCCCUCGGCCUAUAGAGCGAGAUGAGCGCGCAACCCCAGAGUCGGUCACAACUGGACCUAAUGGUCAGGGGUCCCUUUACCUUUACAUUCUGCAUGGACUGGUUGCAUGGCAACAUGGGCAAAUGGUUUUAGAUACCUAUCAGGUCCAUCAAUUACCAUAUAACUUAUAUUCAACACAAAAAACAGCAACAAUUUGUUGUUGCCAAAGGACAGCUGGACAUAUCAAGGGCCCCAUUACCUUCAGUAGCUGAGGGCCUCAUCAAACCUAAAUCCGGCCCUGGACGUCACCAUGAGGACUGGAAACAAAACACUCAAACUCUCAAGCAGCAAAUAGUUAUUGGGAAAUACAGUAGUUACUGGCUUGCUGAAACAGGAGGGUGCUGGGUUGUUUUUCAAAGACAAAGUGGGGGGCCUUUGUGUGCGAAUGUUUUCCUGUUGCUUUCUCAGCCCUUGAGCUGUUUCAGGCAUUUGACAUUGUCUUGUUCACCCCUCGCUGCCGCAGCCGGCACACCUGGUGAGGAGAGCUCUGUGUAGAUCUGUAACUUUGGUGUGGCAGAUUCGUUGGCAUCGCUCCCUGACCACCUCAACCUUCGCCUGUGACGUAUUUCUGUGCUUCUCCCUGCUCUUGAAUUCUCACUGAGGUGGCAAACCUAUCUCCAGAUUGUCCCCCUGAAUGUGGAGGGAGCGUUGCGGGGAGGGAUCUUCCUCCAAACCUUAAAAGUCCCUGCCUUUAGAAAGCUAGCCUCUCAAGGAAAGGGAUUCUUGCCCUCGCUGAUAUGCCAUUUGUCAGCAUGGAAGGGGUGUGUGUGUGUGUGUUUAUAUGGAGGAGUAUCUGAAAUGUUUACUGCCUACACAAGUUUACUGCCUCUGUGAGAACGAGCCUAGAAAUCCUUUUUGUGUCUUGAUUUUUCACACCUGUGUCAUUGCUUAGCCUAGCUUCUUUGCUGUUAAUGGGGGAGGGGGGGAUCUGAUGGAAAUAAUACUGAGUUUUUUUCUUUAGACAUCCAAAUGCUUUUAGGGCAGUCAUGUGUGAUCCCACUUAACUAUACUGCUUAGGCCUGAGAAUGAUUUGGGACGGUCAAACUGCUUCACUUCCCAUUGGUAAUAUCCUGUAACUCCUUGCUAAAAUCCAGCAACUUUUCACGCCACAAAUGUUCGGGGUGGGGGGUGGGAUUCUGCAAAGUUUUGCUAUAAUAGCCCCCAGUGUGGUAGCAUCGGGGAAGCAUCACAGAUUAACUAAUAAAGCAGAAUAAAUCUGCCACUGAUCCACUAUUAUUGUGUUAAUAUGACCAUUGUAAAGCACUAAAGCAGGCAUGUCUAACCAGUCGAUCGCGAUCUACUGGUUCAUGGUCGAUCCUUGUCGAUCAUGGGAUCCUGAUCGAUCACCAGCCAGAAAGGGGGGAAAAACAGGGAAAAAACCUCAACAACUUUGAUGACGCCUCCCCCCCAAAAAAACUCAACAACUCUGUGCAAUCCUGGAUAGAUCAGUGCCAGUUUUUUCAUACUGGGAGUAGGUCAGUCUCUUGGGAGUUGGACGUGCCUCUCUUUCCAUGAAUUUGGAAUAUUCUUUUUAGGUUGGGGGGGGGGAAGGUUGAAUCAGGAUUUCUAGGGACUGGAAAUCCAAAUUUCAUUUCUUUGAACAGCUUUCACCAGGAGCACACAGUUGCUUACCUUGUGGCGACAGCAAUUCUUUCCUUAAAAAAUAAUUUUAAAAAAUCAGGCAACUAGGUUUGAAAAUUGAAACCGAUUCAUUGGCUGUUAGAUCGUGCUAGAUCCCUGCAAUGCCUUAACUAGUGCCGAAACACUCAAGCCUGCCUCAGUUCAAUGAAUCUCUCGCAUUUCAAAAUUGCAGUCCACACCUUGGGGGUCAGGAUAUGGAGUGAAGUGGCCAACUUCUCUACGCGAAACCCAAAAUUUUUGCUCAGUCCCUCAUUUAAUUUCCCCAGAAGAUUUUUAGUUUUUUAAAAAAAUAAAAUUCUAGUCUGCUUCAUACAGUUUGUGUUCAUCAUUUCAACAACUGUUUCAGCUCUAGUUAUCCCCUUGAGGCUAAAUUCUACAAGUGCCAUGGCAAUACAGAGUUAACACUUUUGAUAUGCAGUUAAAGAGAUGCUUGAUAAGUUUAAUUCGCCGCCAUGUGUCGUCUGGGUCCCCUCUGAUUCCAAAGACCCUUCUUUUGCGACUCAUCACCAAACUUCUUUCGGUUAUCAGCCCAUCUCAAAUAUUAUUAUUAUUAUUAUUUAUUUCAUUUCUAUACCGCUUUAUAUUUUAAAGAAAAACCUCAAAGCGGUUUACAGCAUACUAAAACACCAAUAAAACAAUCCGGAAUCAAACAUUAUUGAAGAAAGUCAAAUGUGGCGUAUGCAGUCAAAGCAACAUAAUUAACAGAAAACUAAAAUAUUAUCUUAAAGAUUUCAAAAUAAAACAUUACAGAGGAGGUCAGCUGCAGAAUACAUAUUUAACACAAACAAAGUUAACCCAAAAAACCACAAAAACUUAAAUGUUUCCAAAAAAAAAAAAGCAAAAACCAAAACCAUUGCUAAGUGAAGUCAAAUAUAAAAUAUCUCGUCCAUCCCCAAAAUUCCCUUUGGAUUAUUCACGGAAUAGUAAAGGUUAAAGUGCUUUGGGAAAUGAAAGGUAUAUUUUUUAGCAUUUCUACAGUCAUUUUUGUACACAAAGUGAUUUGCAGUCCUCUCCCCAAAGCCGCCCUGUGCAAUGAAUUCACAGUUGCUCCCAGUUUACUCCCCAGCUGUGAUGGGAGUUGUAGCCCAAACAUCUGGAAAGGGGGUGGACCAGCUUAUGGCAAAGGCUGCACUAGGACAAGCCACACUGUUCAACAGAUAAGUACCUUGCCUGGUGUGUCUUAUUAUCAAUGUUCCCAAUGGGACGUUCCUCUCCAUCUUUGCAGUUUUUCGAAGGAAAGGAGCUGCGCUUGAAGCAAGAAUACUUUGUGGUGGCUGCAACCCUGCAGGACAUCAUCCGGCGGUUCAAAGCCUCCAAAUUUGGGAGCACCGAAAGCGUCCGGACUGCUUUUGAUUCCUUUCCAGACCAGGUAGUUUUGUGUGUGUGUGUGUGUGUUGGCUUUCACACAAAAAUCAUCUUCUUCUUUGGCGAUCCCUUGUAGCUAUGUAAGAUUGUCUUCCAUGAACACAGUUUCAACAAUGAGUCCGUAAGUGGCUGUGGAGGCCAAAUCUGGAUCCACACGUCCUUCCACAGUGGCGACAUUGGUUCCCGGGCGGGAGUUGAUCAUGGUGAGGGUUUGCCAAGCGUGCCUUCCUCUUAGGACAUUUCUCCCUUGCGUCCUGAGUUCGAGUGUCUUCAAAGUCCAUGACACCUUUGGUAAAGGCUGCUCACCAGUUGGAGCGCUCGCAGGCAAGUGUUCCAAGUUAUUGGUGUUUAUACAGUGAAACCUCAGGUUGCGGACAAUGUCCGUGACGGAGGCACGUCCGCAACCCACAGCGUUCGUAACCUCCAGUGCUGUGUCUGCGCACGCACGUGAUGUGAUUUUGUGCUUCUGCGCAUGCAUGAAGUGCAAAUUCAUGCUUCUUCAUGAGCAGCAAAACCCAAAAGUAACCCUUUCCGGUACUUCCGGGUUUCCCGCGGUCCGCAACCUGAAAACACGUAAUCCGAAGUGUUUGUAACCCGAGGUACCACUGUACUACAUUUUUUUAAAAAUUGCCUUGAGAGAGUCUUUAAGCCUCUUUUGUUGACCACCAGCAUUACGCUUUCCAUUUUUAAGUUCGGAAUAGAGUAGUUGCUUUGGAAGACGAUCAUCAGGCAUCUGUACAACAUGACCAGUUUGCAACCGUGAGGAUGUGAAAUUCAAUAGGACGCCUCUCCUUCAUCUGGUUGUGAAAUAUGCACAGCCGUGGGGCCAUGUCGAGCCAGGAUUCUGCCCCAGAACAUAUCUAGCAAGGGUUUUAGCUCUGGAAGAUGUAGUCAUGCAGGCUGAGUACAUGACAUAGAAUUGUAGAGCCUGAAGAGUCCAACCCCCUGCAAUGCAGGAAUUUAAAGCCCCUGGCUUCCCCCCAAAAUCCCUGUAGUUUACCUCUCACAGAGCUACAGUUCCCAGCACCCUUAGCACACCUCAAUUCCCAGGAUGCAUUUGGGGGAAGUGUCAGGGAACUGGCAUCGGAGCUAGAGGCGGAGAGAAGGCUCUCAAAUGAUGCUGGAGAAGGGCCCAGCAGGGAGAGAGGCAGCUCAGCAGAUGGGGAAGCAAUUCAGCGCAACACCAGGAAUAAAGGGGGCAGAUGGGGAAUCGGCGAGAGGGCUCCCAGACUCUUCACCGGACACCAGCGGGGAGAGCACGGGUCCUCCGCUACCCACGCCCCUGCGCAGACGACUUCCGCGCAGAGAGAGUAGGAGGAGACUGGGUGUCAAACAACUUUUAUGUUGGAAAAGGUUUAAGAAACGCCCACUGACGGAUUCUGCUAGCGACUGAGGCAGCCACGAAGUGAAGGGCUGUCCAGACUGAAAGGUUUAACAAGGCAACAAAGCCAGGAGAGGCGGCAACUUACGCACGAGCAACCCAUAUUCAUUACAGGAAGCCAGGUUCUUUUAAGGUGCUUUAGAUUUGUGGUAUGUAUGCAGCCGUAUUUACGUAAUUCAUUAUAUGCAUCUGCCCUGAAAGUGACUCACAUAAAAACCAAACGGUCUUAGUACUGUAGUACAGUCACAAUACAUUUAAAAGUACGAUGUCACUUCAUCAUAACGCUAAAUAAAAAUCAGCAAUUAACUCACCUCAAAUUUUUUAGCGAGCAUAAAGCUCCCUAACAGAUCAGGUAACAAUAUCCAGACAUUGUUGCAGCUUAUGUAACAAUAUCGCAUCAGUAGCUAGGGAGAGGGAGAGAGCGAGAGCCAUCUAUCUCCUGAUGACAAAUAUAUGUCAUUGAAUUCGACUCAGUCUUGAUCCAGAGUAGAUUCCAGCGCAGGCAUAGGCAAACUCGGCCGUCCAGAUGUUUAGGGACUACAACUCCCAUCAUCCCUAUCUAACAGGACCAGUGGUCAGGGAUGAUGGGAGUUGUAGUUCCAAGACAUCUGGAGGGCCGAGUUUGCCUAUGCCUGCUGCAACGUAUAGUUAGCAGAGUAAAAACUUAAACAUGUUGCAGAAUUCCAAAAAAAUAGAUCAGAGGCAAUUGUAUUUCAUCCGGCAGAGCUUUACUGCUACUGAAGGCAAAUGUGCAUAAUUAGUCACAAAUCCAGUGCAUUCAGGAUUGGCAUUUUCCAUAAGAAAUCCAGUUGCAGCAGAUUUAACUUAAACUUACAAUAACUUAUAAUAAGUCUAAAACCUUAACGCUAUAGCGUACUAUGUACAGAACACCACACCAGAAGGAAGGGAGACAGAAAGAGAAAAGUGAAUCCCAGGCUCCUUCUGGCCUUAUUUAAAAAAAUUAAAAUGGACAAUUUUAAUUUUAAAUGCUAGUGCAGGAAAUAUCCCAGUAUGUUGAGGUAAGAGAUAAGAGAACCAGUUUAAACCAGUUGUACUCCGCUUCUCUGAAGGUAUAACCCAAACAUCAUGAACCUUCUGCUUGUUUCUUUCACGCAGAGAAGCUUCCAGUACCCCCUUGAAUUUAUUAGAAUAGGAAAGAUCUCUACCCAUCAGAUCAAUACUUUCUGCAAACUGACAAUAUAGUAGUGAUGAUUUCCUCUGGACAUGUGCACAGCAGCAAGAACCAUUCUGUGUACAGCUGGGAGAAGGGGGCAGAAAAAGCCAGCAAUGAGUUCUGUCUGAGGUAGACUUUAACCUCCAGCAUCUCUCCUCUUAGAAGCUAACUGGCCAGUUUGGGGGUCCAAAUGAAUUGUUCGGUUCUUCCUUCUACAUUUGCAGGUUGCCAUCCAGCUGAACGACACGCAUCCCGCCAUGGCCAUCCCUGAGCUGAUGAGAGUGUUUCUGGACAUUGAAAGGCUACCGUGGGACAAGGUUUGGAACCGUCUUCAAUGUCGCUCCUGUUUCUUUCCAGGGAUCAAGGGCUGGAGCCUGGUUGUGGGAUCAGGCCAAUCUGGUCCAGCACCCCGUUUUAACAGUGGCCAGCCAGGUGCCUCUUGGGGAGCCUCAAGAGCAGAACUUGAGCUCAGCACCACCCUCCACGCUUGCAAGGCCAGCUAAGUAGAGCAAGGGUCUGAUUGUUCUAUGGCAGGCAGGGCCAAACCUGGCCCUCAAGCUGUUUUGUGACUACAGUUCCCAUCAUCCCUGACCACUGGUCCUGUUAGCUAGGGAUGAUGGGAGUUGUAGUCCCAAAACAGCUGGAGGGCCAAUUUCGGCCAUGCCUCUUCUAUGGUAACUUCAUGUUUUCAUCUGAAUGAUGCAACUGUACGUUUGGCACGAAAUUAAAAGACGCCUGCUUCUUGGGAGAAAAGCAAUGACAAACCUAGACAGCAUCUUAAAAAGCAGAGACAUCACCUUGCCAACAAAGGUCCGUACAGUGUUACCUCGGGUUAAGUACUUAAUUUGUUCUGGAGGUCCAUUCUUAACCUGAAACUGUUCUUAACCUGAAGCACCACUUUAGCUAAUGGGGCCUCCUGCUGCCGCUGCGCUGCAGAAGCACGAUUUCUGUUCUCAUCCUGAAGCAAAGUUCUUAACCUGAAGCACUAUUUCUGGGUUAGCGGAGUCUGUAACCUGAAGCGUAUGUAACCUGAAGCGUAUGUAACCUGAGGUACCACUGUAUAGUUAAAGCUAUGGUUUUCCCAGUAGUGAUGUAUGGAAGUGAGAGCUGGACCAUAAAGAAGGCUGAUCGCCGAAGAAUGGAUGCUUUUGAAUUCUGGUGCUGGAGGAGACUCUUGAGAGUCCCAUGGACUGCAAGAAGAUCAAACCUCUCCAUUCUGAAGGAAAUCAGCCCUGAGUGGUCACUGGAAGGACAGAUCCUGAAGCUGAGGCUCCAAGACUUUGGCCACCUCAUGAGACGAGAAGACUCCCUGGCAAAGACCCUGAUGUUGGGAAAGAUGGAGGGCACAAGGAGAAGGGGACGACAGAGGACGAGAUGGUGGGACAGUGUUCUCAAAGCUACCAGCAUGAGUUUGACCAAACUGCGGGAGGCAGUGGAAGACAGGAGUGCCUGGCGUGCUCUGGUCCAGGGGGUCACGAAGAGGCGGACACGACUAAACGACUAAACAACAACAAGGUUUUGCUGGUGGAAUUGGCGUGGGUAGCACGUGGUAGCACCAUUCAGCUGCACCCCCGUCAUCAGAUCUUCUCGCAAAAAAAUGACUUCCCGGGCGAAGAAUAUGUGGCAAGGGAAGGGUGCCACCAAGUUGAGGUCUUUCACAAUGGCUCCACCUGCUGGUCGCUGGUGGUAGGGAAUUGUAGAAUCAUAGAGUUGGAAGGGACCCUAAGAGUCAUCUAGUCUAUCCGGUGUGGGAUUUACAUAUAAGCUAAACGAAUGCAUAUAUAUGACGAUAGACCUUGUGUGCUUAACAGAAGUUUUCGGUGUCCUGUGAGCCUUACACCAAAUAGAACUAAAAACGUGUCGCUUAUCUCUAACUGUAAGCAAGAGUUGUUGUUGUUGAGUCGUUUAGUCGUGUCCGACUCUUCGUGACCCCCUGGACCAGAGCACGCCAGGCCCUCCUGUCUUCCACUGCCUCCCGCAGUUUGGUCAAACUUAUUUUAGUAGCUUCGAGAACACUGUCCCGCCAUCUCGUCCUCUGUCGUCCCCUUCUCCUUGUGCCCUCCAUCUUUCCCAGCAUCAGAUCUUGUCCAGGGAGUCUUCUCUUCUCAUGAGGUGGCCUAAGUCUUGGAGCCUCAGCUUCAGGAUCUGUCCUUCCAGUGAGCACUCAGGGCUGGUUUCCUUCAGAAUGGAGAGGUUGGAUCUUCUUGCAGUCCAUGGGACUCUCCAGAGUCUCCUCCUCCAGCACCAUAAUUCAAAAGCAUCCAUUCUUCGGCGAUCAGCCUUCUUGAUGGUCCAGCUCUCACUUCCAUACAUCACUACAGUGGUGCCUCGCAAGACGAAAUUAAUCCGUUCCGCGAGAGUCUUCGUCUAGCGGUUUUUUCGUCUUGCGAAGCAAGCCCAUUGACGGAUUAGCGCUAUUAGCGCUAUUAGCGGUUUAGCGGCUAUUAAAGGCUUAAAGGCUUAGGGGAUUAGCUGCUAAAAGGCUAUUAAAGGCUAUUAAAGGCUUAGCAGAUUAGAUAAAGAGGGGGAAAAGCGAAAAAAAAAUCUCAGGACUCGCAAGGUAUUUUCGUCUUGCGAAGCAAGCCCAUAGGGGAAUUCGUCCUGUGAAGCAACUUCAAAACGGAAAACCCUUUCGUCUAGCGGUUUUUCCGUCUUGCGAGGCAUUCGUCUUGCGGGGCACCACUGUACUGGGAAAACCAUAGUAUGUGACUCUUAAUCUCAGAGGUGUGGGUUCGAGUCCCCACAUUGGGUGAAAGAUUCCCGCAUUGCAAGGGGUUGGGCUAGAUGACCCUAAUGGUCCCUUCCAACUCUUCAGUCUUUUGAUUCUAAGAUGGUCACAUAUACUGGGGAAUUGAUGCUGCCACCACCGGGGAAUGUAUCGGUUAUCUGGAGAACAACAACCUGUAAGGAUGGAAAUAUUUCUGUCUAUCUCUGCCAAAGUUCGAAUAGUACUUUCCUUUUUGUUUUGUUUUGUUUUGUUUUUUUAAAACAAGACGUGCUAGUACUCAAAUAUUGAUAAUUGCUGUGGGUUCCUGCACAGAAUAGCUACUAUAGGCAGCUAAAAAAAGAGGCAUUGGUGUUACGACCAGGUUUAGAACUGGAUUGCUAAGUUUUCAACAACAACCUCACCGUGUGUGUCAAGGGAAUGUAUGCAAGGAUGUGAGGAUAAGCAACUGUGAGCCUGGCUCAAAGUAAUUUAUUACUUAUUCCCUGCCCAUCUGGCUGAGUUUCCCCAGCCACUCUGGGUGGCUCCCAAUCGAGUGUUAAAAACAAUACAGCAAUAUAUGGGUCAAUAACCAGACCAAGAGUAGAAGUUCAAAAGCUUUAUCAUUUCCUGACCAAAGUUUUGCAAAACUAGGCCGUCCUCUCCCUUAACAAAGCGUUUGCCUGCAGAAAGGCAAAGGGGAAUCGGACAGAAGGAGUUCUUGUGGCUAAUCAGAUUCACCCUAAUCCACACGCGGGUGCUACAGACAGGUGUUCCCCCUGUGUCCUUCUCUGCCUGGGUGCACACACACACAGAGGUUUUUAGAGAGAGAUGGGGUGCAGAAUGAAGCAGAAUGAAGCCAGUGUGGUGUAGUGGUUAAGAGCGGUAGUCACGUAAUCUGGGGAACCGGGUUCGCGUCUCCGCUCCUCCACAUGCAGCUGCUGGGUGACCUUGGGCUAGUCACGCUUCUCUGAAGUCUCUCAGCCCCACUCACCUCACAGAGUGUUUGUUGUGGGGGAGGAAGGGAAAGGAGAAUGUUAGCCGCUUUGAGACUCCUGAAGGGGAGUGAAAGGCGGGAUAUCAAAUCCAAACUCUUCUUCUUCUUCUUCUCUCCCCCAGGAACUAGAACGCCACUAGCAUUAUUCAUUGCUGCAGAUCCAGGCUGUAGGGGUCAAAGUGUCUCUCGUACAGUCCUCUUUGCGUGAAUGGGGACAUAGGUCCUGCAAAGUUCAGACUGUUGGCCUCGCUGCUCCACCUUCAACUCCAAACCUCCUAUCUACCUGCCCCACCUGCUUCUUUGUUUGCAGCCUCUGCAAGCAAAAGCCAUGCAAACAUACACACAAACCCGUUGUAUUCUUUCUGCUAUGCGGUCGCUAAGCAGUUCCCAGGACUCCUUAUCUUCAAGGUUGGAACAAACUGCUACUGAGCUGCAGUCGCCAUCUAUUAUGGUAGCUUUUCAGUCUAUCUGAGUUCCUUUCAAAGGAAAGGGUAGAACAGAAUUAAGAGGCAUAGUUUAAAAAGCAUUGUAUGUAGUAAAGCGGGGUAUGUACCGUAUUGGCCCGAAUAUAAGCCACACUUAUUUUUUUCAAAUUCCCAUCUGGCACAGUUGCCCUCCAGGGAGCAGCCUGGGAGCAUGGAGCAAUAGUGCCCAUCCCAGCUCCCAAGCCUCUCCGAAGCCACCAAAUUUUAAAGGUGCUGCUUAUUUGCAGGUGCGGCUUAUAUUCGGGCCAAUAGGUAUGUCAUAAAUGUCUCAAGCGAGCAUUGGCUUACUAGGUUGCCAAAUGCACAAGUUAGCCACGGUGCUUCUGCUUCAUUCAAGUUGCCAACUUGCUAGAACCAUGUUUAAAUAAUACAGGGUGCCUUUUAACCUUGGCACUGGCACUCUGUUCCAGUGAACGCUGUCACAUACAAAAAAAGCCCUGAGUUCAGGUUUCCCCCUUUUAAUUUACCUAAAAUACGUAUUUUAUCCCCCAUCGGGGAUUGAACCUAUGACCUUCUCAAUGCAAAGCAGAUACUCUGCCACAGAGCUUGUUAACAGAGAAAUCUGAGGGCUCCCUUGGACAAAAAACAAGGACACCAGCCAGGAAUACCAGAGCAAAACAGCAGCCAGUCGGCUCGGUCUUUAUUGAAGACUGUCGUGACAGGACUCCCACCUGCCACCAGGUGGAAUAAGAUGGAAGCCCCAAACAAAAGAGAACCCAAACUGCUGCUAAUCCCCAUGUUACACACACACCCCAAACUACAUCACUAAUACAUCAUGGUUACAUCAUGAAAGGGGAGGUCUGGUGGCAGUAAUCUGAGCAUCCUGGACCCUGCCUCAUGCUUCCCCUUGCCCUCCACCAAACACCCAUCAAGUGUAACAAAAAAUAUAUUUACAUUUCCCUGUUUCCCAGCCAAGUUAAUCACACCCUUUUGUCCUCAUCUGGGUUUGUUAUUUCUGGAAUGGCUACCUGUCUGGCACUCAGGUAUCAGGAUGCCAGGGAUUAUCACUCAGGCAGAGGGGCUGCUGAGUAGCUGAGCUCACAUGUCUAUAUGAAUUUCUGAAGUUUUCCUAGUGAGCCGCUACAUAGAUACUUUUAUCAGUGAAUUCUUACAUUUGGUAUCGUGCAGCAGAGGCCCUUUGAAUAGAUAGGAAGAAACUGUGAUGAAGUGUUUUGUGGGGACAAAUCAAAAAAGUCACAAAAGCGAUGGUGCUGGUUUUGGUAGUGGGCUGCAUGUGCAUGGUAUCUGCUGGAGGGGCAAACCCCCCCCCAACCUAUACAUAAAUUCCUGCAACAGCUACUUUAGCCUUCUGUUUCCUUUCCUUGCCCUUCUCACUGUCCUUCUCUCACUCUCACAAAUCCUAGGCCUGGGAUAUCACCACACGGACUUUCGCCUACACGAACCACACAGUUCUCCCUGAAGCCCUUGAGCGCUGGCCGGUGGAGCUGGUGGAGAAACUUCUGCCCAGACACCUGCAGAUCAUCUAUGAAAUCAACCAGAGGCACCUGGACGUAAGCAGGGCUGUGUCGCCGUGGUCCCCGCUUCUGGUUUUCAAGCCCAGUGCCGUGAUUUGGGGGGCAGCGGAAGUGAUUUCCCAGAGAGCCAUUUAAUGGUGCAGAUGUUUUUGCCCUGCUUGCCUAGGGCGGAGCUCACACUCCCCAGUGGCUCACUGGAUUCCAGGAUUGGCUUUGCUCUUGCCCACAGGGUGCCAGAGAGGAGUUCAAAAAGGGCUUGCCCUCCCUCCGAUUUGGCUUCAGGCUUCAUCAGGUGUAACCGAGGAGAAGAGAAGCCAAGUCGGAGUGAGGGCCAUGCUUCCUGCCCUCACUCUAAUGCAGAGGUCAGCAAGGUUUACCUGCCAUGGGCCCCUUAACUCCCACGGAGAUUGCUCCGUGGGUCACAGCGUGAGUGCGCAUGAGCGUGUUUCCGGUGUCUGUACAUGUGCAGACGCAAUUUCCGGCACGGAGGAGGCAUGCGCGGCUUCCCAUUAUUUACAUAUAAUGGCGCUGUGGGUUAAACCACAGAGCCUAGGACUUGCCGAUCAGAAGGUCCCUGCAACUGGGUGAGCUCCCGUUGCUCGGUCCCAGCUCCUGCCAACCUAGCAGUUCAAAAGCACAUCAAAGUGCAAGUAGAUAAAUACCGCUCUGGCCGGAAGGUAAACGGCGUUUCCGUGCGCUGCUCUGGUUCGCCAGAAGCGGCUUAGUCAUGCUGGCCACAUGACCCGGAAGCUGUACGCCGGCUCCCUCGGCCAAUAAAGCGAGAAGAGCGUCGCAACCCCAGAGUCGGUCACGACUGGACCUAAUGGUCAGGGGUCCCUUUACCUUUACACUCGGAGCAUUCUAACUCAGCUCCUUCCUAAUCAGCAUCAAACGGGGGGAAAGAUCAAAGGACAAAAAUCCUACAGCACGGAAACACAGUAAUAAAAACAUCCUGUCUCCAUCACUUCCCACAAUGUGGAAUGAAAACAUACACCGUCAUGUGAUAUAAACAAUCCCAUGACUGCAACACGGGGAAAGAAUCCUAACAGUCCUACCCUCUGCAAUGCAGAAAUACUAGUUCUGUGACACCCCCCUUUCAAGCUCAAGGUUCUGCUGUCAGGUGGAGGGCUCUCCGGGGAGCUUCGAAACUGGGUUGGGCGUCUUCCGGCAUCCUUUUGGAGCGAUGUGAGUGCCUGAGCCGUCUUGCUCUCCUUGUCCCCGCUCAGAGAAUCGCAGCCAUGUUUCCAAAGGACGUUGACCGCCUCCGGCGGAUGUCCUUGAUCGAAGAGGAAGGCAUGAAGCGCAUCAACAUGGCACACCUGUGCAUUGUGGGCUCGCAUGCCGUCAACGGAGUCGCCAAGAUCCACUCGGAAAUCGUCAAGUCGCAAGUGUGAGUACAGGCGGGCAUUUCCGCGGGGCCCAAGUGGGUGGGCGUGGGAAAAAAUCUGCAACUAGGGUUUAGAUCCAAGGUGGGCUUCUGGGUGCUUUGCCACUGGGCCAGUUGGGUGGUGGUUGAAGACAGAGCUUUAGAGCUCCUGAGCACGUGCAGAUUGUGGGAGCGGGCAAGAGGAAAUGUCUGCAGCCAUCCCCUGUGGAGAAAGGUCAGCUUCCCCCAGAACAUUUCCCUCUCUCCUUCCACCUUCCCUUGGUCACUGUUUCUUUGUAGUCAGUACCUUGACUGUUGGGGUAUUGUGGUUUCCUUCCCAUUUUUAGUCUGGUGGUUUUUGUUUCUGUUUUGUACUUCAUAGGAACUUCUGUAAUCAUCUCCCUUUCGUCUGGUGCUCUUCCUCUGAACCAGAGCACAAGAAAACAGAAAGUAGACCCAUUGUGCAAUGCAAAGACCAAUAAAAUUGGCGAUAAAAAAGUAAAUCACAGUGAAAACUAUCUGUGAAAUCGCAGCCCCAAAACAGUGUGUGUACACACACACACACACACACACACACACACUGUGUUUCCUAUAAGAUGUUGUUGUUGUUGUUUAGUCGUUUAGUGGUGUCCGACUCUUCGUGACCCCAUGGACCAGAGCACGCCAGGCACUCCUGUCUUCCACUGCCUCCUGCAGUUUGGUCAGACUCAUGUCUGUAGCUUCGAGAACACUGUCCAACCAUCUCGUGCUCUGUCGUCCCCUUCUCCUUGUGCCCUCAAUCUUUCCCAACAUCAGGGUCUUUUCCAGGGAGUCUUCUCAUGAGGUGGCCAAAGUCUUGGAGCCUCAGCUUCACGAUCUGUCCUUCCAGUGAGCACUCAGGGCUGAUUUCCUUCAGAAUGGAUACGUUUGAUCUUCUUGCAGUCCAUGGGACUCUCAAGAGUCUCCUCCAGCACCAUAAUUCAAAAAGAUGUAGCAAUAGUCAACUUGGCCUGCUAUAACAGAAGUUUAAGCACAUACACACAGAAUAAGUCUAUUGUCAGGAGUGAGCCAGCAAUAAAUCACAUGGAGCACUUUAACUCUUUAUUAGAAGAAACAAGGUCUGCUCCGGAGUGCCAGGCCUAAUAAGCACACAACUCUUCUCAAUAGCUCUUCCCCCUAUGAAGCAUUUGUGGAGGCCAAGGUCCCCACCUUCCCACAACUGCCAAACUCACCUCCUCUCCCAGGUCCUUCCCAAGCAAUCUGAGACUAUGCCAACGUAACUGUCUUUGCUCCUCCUGCUUCACACCUCUCCUGGUCCUGGGAGAUCAGAAGGGAGGAAAGAGUGUUGCAGCAAGAGGGGCAGACACCCUGACUUCUUCACCAGCUUGACUCCUCUCUGCCUCCCUCUCUCCUGCUUCCGCUUCUGAUUCUGGACUUCUCUCUGACACAGACUCUCCCAGCUCACCAAGCCUUGUUAGCCGUUCAGCUUCCGACACCUCCUCUUCUCAGUCUCCUCCUCCUCCUCCUCCUCCUCCUCCUCCUCCUCCUCCUCCUCCUCUUCUCUUCUUCUUUUUCUUCUUCUUCAAGUCCUGCUCGUGCGUUUCCCUUUGGGGCAUUUGAUCGGCCACUGUUCAAACAGGAUGCUGGACGAGAUGGUUGGCCCGAUCCGGCAAAAGACUCUUCUUAUGAUGCAUUGUUAGCCAAGAAAUCUUGAUGAUAUAACAAUAAGAAUUUAUUAUUUCUACCCCACACAUCUGGCUGGGUUUCCCCAGCCACUGAACUGAGACCUUCCUUCCUGCACAGGUUCAAGGACUUUGCAGAGGUGGAGCCAGAGAAGUUUCAGAAUAAAACCAACGGCAUCACCCCUCGGCGGUGGCUCCUGCUUUGCAACCCGGGACUCGCAGAGUUAAUUGCAGAGGUAGGCAGCCCACCUGCAGUUGACUUUGCUCUGGCAGAAAUCUCACCGUUUCCAUCAAGGCGGAUUGUGUCUUGAUGUACCUUGGACAGCAAUAAGGCUGUUUCUGUGCAGCAGUUUAUUCCAUUUCCCUGUUAAUUUCCACGUUGUAUUUGAGCUUUCACAUGAUGCAAAAGGCACUUCUAUUCUGGAAUAUAGCAUGCAUUCAGAGCUCAUUUCUGCGUCAUUUGGUUCCAGGAAAAAAUGGUCUGCAGCCCCCUUAACCCAGAAAAUCACAGUAGCAAAGUGAUGAAAUUUGGGGGCUUUGCCUACCAUUUUCAUGGGGAAACAGAGGCAUGCUGUUUUUAAAAAUAUUUAUUUAUUUAUUUAUUUAUGCAUUUCAUUCAUAAAACUAAUAUAUCGUGUGAUUGUGAAAAGCAACAACCUCAAAACAGUUUACAAAAGAUUUACGAAAGAUUAUAGCUAAUGCUUUGGAUUAAAAACGGCUGCUUGUCCACAGUAAAAUCAGGGAAAAUUCACAAUCCUACUUCAAAACAUACAAAAGUUAAAAUGCUAAAAGAGGUCCAGACAACCUCAGAUUUCUAAGCAUGUGAUGAGUAGGUUUGUCUAAACAGGAAUGUUUUUAGCAGGCACCGAAAAGAGCACAGCGUAGGCACCUCCUUGAUCUCAGUAGGCAGGGAGUUCCAAAGUUCUGCCGCACUAAACUAUCAAGUUCUUACAAAUGCAAAACGGGUGUUUUGCGACGCCUGUAGUGGUGCCAAUCGAAGUGGUCAGGUGGGCACAUGUAAGGCUGGCGUGGUAAGAGGCAGAAAAAAGUCUUUUUUGGGGAGGUGAGCAAAUACCUCGGAAAGGCUGCUUGUCUUGAGGCAGGUGGUCUGGAUGCCUCAAGCCCCCCGCUUCUCUUUUACAGAAAAUAGGAGAGGAGUACGUCAAGGACCUCAGCCAGCUGACGAAGCUCCACCGCUUUGCCAACGAUGAGCUUUUCAUCCGGGAAGUGUCCAAAGUCAAACAGGUAAGCGGGUGGAGGAGCUGGGCGUCUUCUUGUCGACUUUGCAGCUCGAGAGGAGGCCGGAUUCUGCUCCCGAGAUUCCUGGGAGACGCUGGACUUCACGUCAAGCAAACGUGGUGGCCGGGGGGGGGGGGACGGCCACACGGCCCACGAUCCUUGCCAGCAGCGUCACCAUCAGUUUACUUGCGUUCCACUUUUCCACAGUAGUGCUCAAAGUUGGCUCACAAGAUGCCAAACGAACACCAUAUUAAAAACACUUGGAAAUAAUCAUAAUGUCAGUAAAUGUGGGGAAAAGUAAUUGUUACAUUUAUCUCCCACCUUUUCCUACAAAGAGCCCAAGUUUGCUCAGGAUGGCAAACAGACACACAGUUUAAAACUGAAAAUGAUGCAGUAGUACAUUAGUGGUGGAUUUGUACAGUGGUACCUCGGGUUAAGUACUUCAUUCAUUCUGGAGGUCCGUUCUUAACCUGAAACUGUUCUUAACCUGAAGCACCACUUUAGCUAAUGGGGCCUCCCACUGCUGCCGCGCCGCCGGAGCACAAUUUCUGUUCUCAACCUGAAGCAAAGUUCUUAACCUGAAGCACUAUUUCUGGGUUAGCGGAGUACGUAACCUGAAGCGUAUGUAACCUGAAGCAUAUGUAACCUGAGGUACCACUGUACUGGAUUGUUUGCACAUAGGGCCAGAUUUAGGUUUGAUGAGGCCCUAAGCUACUGAAGGUAAUGGGGCUCUUUGUAUAUCCAGUUGUCCUUUGUCAACAACAAAUUGUCGCUGUUUUUGUGUUGAGUAUGUGCUACAUGGCAAUUGAUGGACCUAAUAGGUUGCACAAGUUGCUGUGCAACCAGUCCAUGCAGAAUGUAGGCACCCUAUAUAUAAAAAAGUAGGAAAGCAGUGAUAUUUUAGGGAGCAGGCUAGCAGGCGGGGCCCAUGACUUACAUCAUAGGAGCCUACACAACACAAAACACUGUUGCUGUAUAUAGGUUUUAUUUUAUUUGUUUUUCAUCUUAUAUUUUGGAAAUGUACAUCCAGUUUUUUCCCCUCUUUACAUUUUUUGGGGGCCCCCAAGAGAGUGGGGCCCUAAGCUAGAGCUUGUUUAGCUUAUACGUAAAUCCAACACUGUUCACACACGAUUCCACUCUCUUCGCUCUGCGGUGCUUCCCCCAAAUGUUACCUUUGUGGGGGGGCAGCCUUGCAUUACAAGGCAGCAAAACUGGACGGAAAGCCCCAGGAAACUUCUGUGCUAUGAAAAGUUGCGGGAUUUCGGCAGGAGAUUGAGGGACGGACCCCGGUUGGGAAAGGAAGUGUAUGUUGGCUCUGAAACAUUUGCAGGUGCAAACGGAGUUGAAAAGGAGGGUUGUGUGUAACUGCGCCAAUAUUGUCAUGAACGCAGAGCAUCAUUAAUGCGCAAUAAAAAGGACGUCCCAGGAACGGCAUUAGGCAGGGAGCUGCUGCAUCCGGUGCCCUCAGACCAUGCCUUGCUGGUUAUAUUUGCUGCUGCUUUGAGCGAUUGCACCUUCCCUCUGCCCUCUCAGGAGAACAAGGUCAAAUUUGCCCAGUAUUUGGAGAAGGAAUACAAGGUGAAGAUCAACCCGGCUUCCAUGUUUGACGUCCAGGUCAAGAGGAUCCACGAAUACAAGCGGCAGCUCAUGAACUGCCUGCACAUCAUCACCAUGUACAACCGUGAGUACGGGCACGGGGGCAGCUGGGCAUCCUGGGCAUUUGUGGUUAGUAGGCAGUGACAGCCUCACCUUCUAGGUGUCUUGGAGGAAAAGAAGAAGAAGAGUUUGGAGCCUUUCACUCCCCUUUUUGUUGUUGUUGUUUAGUCAUUUAGUCAUGUCCGACUCUUCGUGACCCCCUGGACCAGAGCACGCCAGGCCCUCCUGUCUUCCACUGCCUCCCGCAGUUUGGUCAGACUCAUGUUUGUAGCUUCGAGAACACUGUCCAACCAUCUCAUCCUCUGUCGUCCCCUUCUCCUUGUGCCCUCCAUAUUUCCCAACAUCAGGGUCUUUUCCAGGGAGUCUUCUCUUCUCAUGAGGUGGCCAAAGUCUUGGAGCCUCAGCUUCAGGAUCUGUCCUUCCAGUUAGCACUCAGGGCUGAUUUCCUUCAGAAUGGAUCGGUUUGAUCUUCUUGCAGUCUAUUGGACUCUCAAGAGUCUCCUCCAGCACCAGAAUUCAAAAGCAUCCAUUCUUCGGCGAUCAGCCUUCUUGAGUCUAAAGUGGCUAACAAUCUCCUUUUCCCUUCCUCCCCCACAAAAAAAAAAACACACCCUGUGAGGUGAGUGGGGCUGAGAGACUUCAGAGAAGUGUGACUAGCCCAAGGUCACCCAGCAGCUGCAUGUGGAGGAGCGGAGACGCGAAUCCAGUUCACCAGAUUACGAGUCCACCGCUCUUAACCACUACACCACACUGGCUCUCAUUUUGUGUUCUCCUUUCUCUCCCACAGGCAUCAAGCGAGACCCCAUGAAGCUGUUUGUGCCCCGGACGGUGAUCAUUGGCGGCAAAGUAAGCGAUGGGUUUGCGCUGCACAUUUCGAGAGGGGACAGCCUAGAAUCUGCUGGGGUGCCCCUUUUGGGCUGCCCUUGGAAGUGCCUACCUGCCUGCCUGCCUGCCUUGGACUUGGCAGUGGCCAACGUACCACAUCUUGUGGGAGAGAGUUCCACCGAUGAAUAAUUAAGCCCUGUGUGGAGGAAUACAUUUCUUCACCUCUCCUGAUGCUACUACCCAUCCAGAGUGCUAGUGUUACGGGAGAAUGAGAAAAACACCUCCCUAAAGCAUAAUUUCAUGUACUUCUGUCGUGACCACCCACCACCACCACAAAAGGAGAGUGUGAGGUGUUGAUGGGGAAUUUGUGCAGCUGAAAAGUCUGCUUAAACAACAACAAAAAAUACAUCUAGAAAGCAUCUGGAGGGUCCUGGCUUCAGGGAGGCUAGGGGGAAGCACAAGGAUGCCCAGCUUGAGGCGUUUCCAAAAUAAAGGAAGGAUUGAACUUUGAUUAAUAAGAAUACACACAGAGGCUUGAACCAGCAAGACUCUGGGAAGGGUGCAUAUAAUAAUCUCUGCGUGCCUCCACCCCUCGGCCCAGGUCGUUUUAUUCACAAAAGAGCUUUUUACAGAGUGUUCGUAAGAACCAAUCAGAUUUCUUCUGAGCAUUUCAACAAACCCCACGUGGGGACAAAGUUAAACUACAAACACUAGUUAAGCAUGCAUAUUUUGGGGGUAAGUGAAUGAAAACUACAAAGGAGUGCAUUCAGCAACCCCGGAGGUCAUAAACAAUCAAUACACAUGAUGAGGAUGGCCAGGAGGACAGCGAUCAUUAUCACCUUUAUGUGAAACCUGUUUCCUGGCCCGAAGAUUAACAUCCUAAGAUUAACAUAUCAGAAAAGCUACAGCAAAGAAACUGCCCACUGUCUUUGAUGGCCCAGGAUGCCUGCCUCUCUAAGUGGGUACGUGACUUGUGAAGAAAGAGAAAUACAGAGGUGUGGAUUGAUCAAGAAUCAUAUCAAAAUAGUUUAAACCCAGUCAACGCAAUACUUUCAUUGCUGACACAGAUGGCUUACUCUAUAUUUGUUAUAAUUCCUCAUAGCAAUCCCACCUGAUCACUACACCAGCUGCCACUGCUCCUUCUAAGCGCUUGCGUUUCUGCCCUCCUUGCAGGCUGCUCCUGGCUACCACAUGGCCAAAAUGAUCAUCAAGCUCAUCACCUCCGUGGGCCACGUAGUCAACAACGACCCUGUGGUGGGGAACAAGCUGAAGGUCAUCUUCCUGGAAAACUACAGAGUCUCCUUGGCUGAGAAAGGUAAGGCCAGCAUCGUCCGUCGCUGGCAAGAGCUGGCGUCUAAAAGCCUUGCAUCAUUUCUCCUGGCAAAUGUGCCUAAGAGUCAAAAUGUGUUUCAAACCACACUUGUGCUUCAUUGGCUUUCCCUACGACGUUUUUCCUGUUCUUGGUGGGUCCCUCUUCCUUUGACUAAAAUGUUGGGGGCGGGAGAACAUAUCUGUGGUCCUCUAGAUAUUGUUCAACUCCAACUGAACGCCAGUUGCUGGAAACUGAAGGAAGGGGGACGGCUCUGGGGCCCACUGGGUUGUAUCCAACUAAGUUCUGCUCAGAGAAGAACCAUUUAAAUUGAUGACGACGAGUAACUUGGGUCCAUUUCUUUUUGCGGAAUCCAGUCUUCACGUGACAGAGGGCUUGCAGUAGAGCUUCAUUAACAGACCUUAAACAUUUAAUGGAAUGAUGGAUUGAAUUUAUAAUCCCGCCUUGUUCUCCAAGGAGCUGAAGGUGGCAUAUAUGGUUGUCUCCCUCCUCAUUUAAUAUCCACAGCAACCUUGUGGUGUAGGUUAGGCUAAGAGGCAACGACUGGCCCAAGGUCACCCAGUUAGCUUGAUAGCUGAAUGGGGAUUUGAACCCUUGUCCCUCCCAGGUCCUACUCCAACACUUUCUUCUUCUUCUUCUUUGGCGAUCACUUGUAGCCGAGUAAGAUUGUCUUCCAUGUUGUUGUUGUUGUUGUUUAGUCGUUUAGUCGUGUCCGACUCUUCGUGACCCCCUGGACCAGAGCACGCCAGGCACUCCUGACUUCCUCUGCCUCCCGCAGUUUGGUCAAACUCAUGCUGGUAGCUUCGAGAACACUGUCCCACCAUCUCAUCCUCUGUCAUCCCCUUCUCCUUGUGCCCUCCAUCUUUCCCAACAUCAGGGUCUUUUCCAGGGAGUCUUCUCUUCUCAUGAGGUGGCCAAAGUCUUGGAGCCUCAGCUUCAGGAUCUGUCCUUCCAGUGAAUACUCAGGGCUGAUUUCCUUCAGAAUGGAGAGGUUGGAUCUUCUUGCAGUCCAGGGGACUCUCAAGAGUCUCCUCCAUCACCAGAAUUCAAAAGCAUCAAUUCAUCGGCAAUCAGCCUUCUUUAUGGUCCAGCUCACACGGUUUUAACAGUGAGUCCGUAAGUGACUGUGGAGGCCAAUUCUGGAUCCACACGUCCUUCCACAGUGGGGACAUUGGUUUCCAGGUGGGAGUUGAUCGCGGUGUGGAUUUGCCAAGCGUGCCUUCCUCCUAGCACAUUUCUCCCUUGCGUCCUGAGUUUGAGUGUCUUCAAAGCCCAUGACACCUUUGGUAAAGGCUGUUCUCCAACUGGAGCGCUCGCAGGCCAGUGUUUCCCAGUUGUCAGUGUUUAUACUACAUUUUUAAAGAUUUGCCUUGAGACAGUCUUUAAACCUCUUUUGUUGACCACCAGCAUGACGCUUUCCAUUUUUAAGUUCGGAAUAGAGUAGUUGCUUUGGAAAAUGAUAAUCAGGCAUCUGAAAAACAUGACCGGUCCAAUGAAGUUGAUGUUGAAGAAUCAUUGCUUCAGCACUGGUGAUCUUUGCUUCUUCCAGUAUACUGGUAUUAGUUCGCCUGUCUCCCCAAGUGUUGUGUAAAAGAAAACAGUGUUAUACCAGGUCAGGCUACUGAAUUGUCUCUUGGGCAGAAAAGGUGCUUAACAGUUUCUCUCUCAGCUUUUAUCAUUAUUAUUAUUAUUAUUAGUUUUCAAUUACAAUAAUCCAACAAUAGCCUCAUUAUAACAAAGCCAAAUUAUAAUACAAUUAGUAAUACCAAUAAUUCAGAUGCCAAAUUAUACAAUUUAGGUAGCCUCCCACGUGCUAGAAUUGAUGCUUUACUUUAUUUCUGUGUUCCAAAAUCUUCUAAAUUUCAAUUACUCUCAAGUCAAAAUAGCGUUAAAUCCCUUAUACAGCAACUGCAAUUUUAACAACUUCCAUUUGUACUGACACAUUGAAUGAUUUAUAAAGCUACAGGUGAAGCAUUCAAACUAUAUCUUUGUUCUUCCUGUGAGUGGCAGUUAUUCUGUCUGUAAUGUUUCUUCCUGUCCUUGUAAAAUAUUACGUCUUAUCUUUUCCUGGUUGUUGCUGUUCUCCAUCAUGCCUUGGGUGGAGCUAAUAUCCCAUUGUUGUUUCAGAAGUUCUCCAUUGCUCUGUCCCGUGGUUCAUUGUUUGCAACUUUAGCAGCAGCUGCCGAAAUCACACUGUCCCAAUAAAUAUCCUGUUUUCUCCAUUUUUCUCUCAGCCUGGGAAGGAGAAGAAGCUGUCGAACUUCAAAUAACUCAGUACUGAACCUUAUCAACUCCUUGGCAAACUCGCAGAUUCCUCUCCCUCAGCCUUUAAAUUGGAAAGAGACAGAAUUUGAAACUGGGACAUUUUUCCCCAGUUGCCCCACUGACUUACACCCUUCCCUCUCCUCUGUGUGCAAGGCGGUUUGAUAUGUCCAUAUAACAAAGUUGCUUGUUUGAUUCUGCAUGUUAUUUUUCCUGAUUACCUGCUGCGAGCCGUCAUGGUUGGCUGUGACAGAAAUGUAUAAUAAUAAUAAUAAUAAUAAUAAUAAUAAUAAUAAUAAUUAAGGACCGCAGGAAUGGCUAAAAUUGCACUCUCUUGGCAGUGAUCCCCGCCACAGAUCUGUCGGAGCAGAUUUCCACGGCAGGCACCGAAGCGUCUGGCACCGGCAACAUGAAGUUCAUGCUGAACGGGGCCCUGACCAUUGGGACGAUGGAUGGUGCCAACGUUGAGAUGGCAGAGGAGGCUGGAGAAGAGAACCUCUUCAUCUUUGGCAUGAGAGUGGAGGAUGUGGCUGAGCUGGACCGGAGAGGGUGAGUAUGGCAGAAGCAAAGGUCUCGCCCACGCUUUUCGCUUGACCUGUAUUUUGAUUGGAUUGGUCACCGAUGAAUCCCCCCCCCCGCCCCGGUUCCAAGAGCUUUUCUCAUUGCUCCACAGUUGUGCCUUGCAAAAAUUUGAUCUUGCCCACUGAAUCGGAUCUUAUCCGAUGCACAGAAAAUCCAGAGGUUUUGCUUAUGGUAAGAUCAGAUUUUUGACCCCUUGCAUAUGUUAAUGUGCAGAUCAAUAAUUGCUCAAUAAUUUGAGUUACCCUACACUUUGGAGGUGGCUGUUAUGGCAAUUCUGUUGGCAAAGUUACUUUGCCUAAUACAGGUGGCGUCCGGAUAGAUGCGAAAACCAGACAUCACUGAACAAAAACGGUAUAAAUUGAAGAGGAAAACUCCCUCCGAAUUGCACAGCCAGUCAGAGCAUGUGCUGCCUCAGUAAAUGUGAUUCCUCCGUGUGAAACAAUACUUCCACCUAUCCCCAUCUUGACUAGUUGGCUUUCACAUGAACAUAAUUAACCCUUAAGUUACAAACCAAAUGAUCCCUGCUGCUAAACUUCCAACAGAUUUUCCCCACCAAAUCAAGGGAGUUCACAUGUCUGCCCCUCCUGGUAUAACAAAAUGAGAUAGCUGAGGAUGUCUUGUGACUGCAAAGCCAGGAGCACGUAACAGAGCAGGCAGAGGGCCUUCUUGGUAGUGGCGCCCACCCUGUGGAACGCCCUCCCAUCAGAUGUCAAAGAGAAAAACAAGUACCAGACUUUUAGAAGACAUCUGAAGGCAGCCCUGUUUAGGGAAGCUUUUAAUGUUUAAUAGACUGUUGUAUUUUAAUAUUCUGUUGGAAGCCGCCCAGAGUGGCUGGGGAAACCCAGCCAGAUGGGUGCAUAGCUAUCAACUUACAGAUUUGAAAAUAAGGGACCAACAGCCUUGAAAAUAAGGGAUCAGCAGCCAAAAUAAGGGAUUUUAGCCAGCCAGCUGAAAUACGAAGUUAAAAGGGACCAGAUAAUUUUGGAGAGCAGCGUCGGUUUUUAGCCCUUCGUUUCCAGAGGUUGCUGCUCAAGACACCAGCUGAUGAAACACUGCCAUUAAAUAACUACAAGCAGCAACCACUUUCCGCACAAAACAAAGUCCAAGCUACGAAGAUGCUGCUGCAGUUCUGUAUCUUUUCUCUCGUGCUCCAUCUGCAGCUCUCAGUUCCAUCAGGCGGGGCGGGAAAAAGCGGCCGAAGUAAACCCACAGAUCAGACCAUCUAUGCUAGCCUACCACUACAAAUCUGUGGGAGAAGCGCUUGCAGUCCUUCCCUUGUAGCCCUUGGCACACCUGCCUGCGCCUCCGCCUCCUCCUCCUCCCUCUGAACUGCUUUCUCUAUGGUUGCCCUCGCUCUCCUCUCAAGGCUCCUCAUCAAUUCAUAGACCAUGCCAGGCUGCCCAUCUCAUCUGGGUCCUUCGGUGGCGCAGCCGCAGUACAGCCUAGCGGCGGCGGCGGCAGCGGACAGAGGGGAGGCCCCAGGCAGAGACGCUCAGUUCGGUGGCCGCGAGGAGGAUGGUGGUGGAAGGGCCUGAGGCUCCCGCCAGUCCUGGCGGGGAGGUGUUCCCGGGGGCUGAGGCUGGUGAGAGGAGGCCAAGCAACACAGUUGGAGCCUCCCUCCUUCCUGGCCGGCAGGGAGGGAGGGAGAGGAGCUGCUUCCUUUGAAACCCGGGAAAUUUAAGGGACAUCAUCAGUAAGGGACAGCAGUGGGGCACGGCGCUGGGAUAAGGGAGUUUCCCGCCAAAUAAGGGACGGUUGACAGCUAUGGAUGGGUGGGGUAUAAAUAAUAAAUUAUUAUUAUUUUAAUAUACAUGGCCAUCGGUAAUCUUCAAUAUGUGUGCUAAAGGUUUUCCUCUCUCUUUCCGUCAGGUACAAAGCUCAGGAAUAUUACGAGAGGCUUCCUGAGCUAAAGCAAGCCAUGGAUCAGAUCAAGAGUGGAUUCUUUUCACCAAAAGAGCCCGACCUUUUCAAAGAUUUGGUCAACAUGUUGUUCCACCAUGACCGGUGAGUGGAGACCCCUUUGCAGAAACCUGUUGACAGCUUUGGCUAACGGUUGCUUGUGCCACACUCUGUAACUUGCCUGGCCUGUGUGCCUCAAUCGCAGCAGGGUCUGCUUUCCCUGACCCUCCACUCUGGAAAAAGUUUAAGGAACAUAGAAUUGGGACCCCAAGGGUCAUCUAGUCCAACCCCCUGCAAUGCAGGAAUCUCAGCUAAAGCAUCCAACCUCUGCUUCAAAACCAAGGAAGGAAAGUCCACAACUUCCCGAGGGAGACCUUUCCACUGUUGAAUAGCUCUUACUGGGGUGUAAAUAUGUAGAAUUUUUUUUGGCAAAGGGUGUUUAAGGAGAUAGCAGAAAUCACGGGGUUAAAGCUGACCAAAAGUCCAGAGGUAGCACAAUUUAUGAUGGGGUGGAAGGUUCACGGGCUAAGAAAGACUUGCUCCCAAAUUUAUUGAUGGCUGCACGAGUUAUUGCAGCUAGGAAGUGGAAGGGGCUAGCAGAAAAUAAAAUGGAAGAAUGGUACAAAUAGGUUUGGGAUAUAGCUAUUAAUGAUAAAUUAACAUGUGCCAUUAAGGUAAGAUGGGGAAUACGCAGGAGAAAUGAUUUUGAGGAGAUACGGAGGGUGUUUGUAGAAUUUGUACUGUUAAAAUGGAAAGGGGUCAAACCAUCGCAAGAGGUGUUGGAAUUUUGGGAGGUUGGAUAGCUAUAAUGGAAUGGUCUCAGGGAGCACAUUUUUAUGAUUAUGUGUGAUUAAUUCUUAAUUUAAUAAUAAAAAAGAGAAAGGGGGGAGUUCUUCCUGAUGUCAGGGCCUAUUGAGUGUCAGGAGUUCAGCCUACACUUGAGUAGGACCCUGGCAGAGACACAUGCCCACUGGCAUGUUCCCUCCCUCUUGGUCGAUCGUUCGGGAGCUCAAAAGCUUUCUUCUGCCUGAACAUCACAGCGACUGAUGCCAACAGACAUCAGCACACUUAGGGAUCCGCAGAGUCUGCACAGCAUUGCGUAACAGACCUCAGCAACUCUGCAUUUUGGCUAAUCUACUUUAUUUACAUAUCAACACACACGGAGCACUGCAACAUGGCUCCCUCUCUCUCCAGCAUCAGACAGCAAAGAGAAAAAGAACAAAGGACAAUAGUCCCGCUUCACGGAACACAGUAACACAAACAUCCUGUCUCCAUCACUUCCCACUCUGUGGAGUCAAAACAUACACCAUCAUGUGAAAGACAACAAUCCCAUGACUGCAGUCAUGGAGCAGGAAUUCUAACAUUGAGGACCCUGUUUCUAUUUUGACAGGACAUUGGACUUUGAUGCUGGCCUGAGGCCUUUCUACUUCUGUGUAAAAAAUUAAUAAAUGGCCCUGCAUAGGGUCUUCAUUGUUCAGGCACAAGCCCCUCUAACGCCCACUCUGACUCCUUCCUCGAAUAGGUUCAAAGUCUUCGCAGACUAUGAAGCUUACGUCAGAUGUCAAGACAACGUCAGUCAACUCUACAUGGUAAGCUGGGCGGAGGGUGUCUUGCUGCUGCCAGCGGUCUCCUGAGAUCACCUUACCCUGUGUCAACGCACUCGCUUCGAUCGACCAAACUGGCCCCGUUCCAGGCACCGCAUAAUGCCCAUUCCACAUUUGUAAGAAGUGCUUUCAAGCGAGGUGCUGGGAGAGGCUGGAAGGAAGCCUAGGGGUGCCUCAUACCAUUGCUAACCUUCCCAGAUUCUCCGAAAUGGAAUGAGAGGGAAGGCGCCCCACGCCGCCGCCACCCAGUGGCGUAGCGUGGGGGUGCAGGGGGGGCCGGCCGCACCGGGUGCAACAUCUGGGGGGGCGCGCUCGCACUCGCAGCUCUCUGCCCCUACCUGGCUCACUCACUCUCUCUCACUGCAGUGCUGGCUGUGCGAAUCCGAUCCGAGCCGCUGGGUCGCCGCCCACUGUGGAGGGGGUGGGUGCCAGGCGUGCGGUGCGGAGAGAGAGCGAGGGACUAUCUGGGGGAGGGACAGUGCAGCGGCCGCCCAGCGCAGCGCUGAGCGUGGGAGAGAACCACACCAGACCAGACCAGCCCAGGCAGCAGCAAGAAGAAGCUGGCAGCGGCGGCAGGUUAGGGGUUAGGGGGCGCAAAUUACUUGCCUUGCCCCGGGUUAGGGGGCGCAAAUUACUUGCCUUGCCCCGGGUUAGGGGGCGCAAAUUACUUGCCUUGCCCCGGAUGCUGACAACCCACGCUACGCCGCUGCCGCCACCACGGCCCUUUUUCUGGAGUUCUCCCAAUAUGCAUGGUCCUCCGGGACAGCAGGGAGGAGAGGAAGUUGGUCCAAAAUGCAGCAGCCAGAUUCCUGACUGGGCGUUCCCUUCUAUAACCCCUGUUUUAAAACAGCAGUGCUGGUUUUCAAUUCGAGGUGAUCACGUUGUCUAAACCACUGGGUCUCUUGGGCCUGUCGAUUGGAAGUUCGGCGGUUCGAAUCCCCGCAACAGAGUGAGCUCCUGUUGCUCUGUCCCAGCUCCUGCCAACCUAGCAGUUCGAAAGCAUGCCAGUGCAAGUAGAUAAAUAGGUACCAUUUCGGCGGGAAGGUAAACAGCAUUUACAUGCACUCUGUUCCAUUGCGCCAGAAGCAGUUUAGUCCUGCUGGCCACAUGACCCGGAAAGCUGUCUGCGGAGAAACGCUGGCUCCCUCGGCCUGAAAGUGAGAUGAGUGCCGCAACCCCAUAGUCGCCUUUGACUGGACUUAACCAUCCAGGGGUCCUUUACCUUUACAUUUUACCUUUAGUGCCCUAAAUGACUCAGGUCCCAAAUAUAUAAGGACCACCUCCUUCCCUACAGACCAUCUCUGGUGCUGAGUCUAGCAGAGGAGGUCCUCUUCGUAGUUCUCCUGCCCUCAGACACUAUGGGGUGUCAGCCUAGGGUGAGAGGACCUUUUCUGUGGUGGCCCCUAAGAUGUGAAACUCCAUCCUCAUAGAGGUGUGUCUGGCACCUUCAUUAUACAGCUUCCGGAGAAUGCUGUAGAUUCACCUCUUUACCUUGGCUUUGGACAACUGAGGUGUAUUAUUUGUGGCUGUAAGUUGUUUAAGCCUGCUUUUAAUACUAUGUUUUAAUGUUGUGACCUGCCCUGGGACCUUAAAAGAAAGAGAGGGGGGAAAACACUAGUCUAGCCAUAAAUACGCAAGUUGUUUAGCCUGCAGACUUUAUGUCUCCCAUGCACACCUGUGUUUAGUAAACUGUGGCCUUUUGUAGUUUCCUGGGUGUGCUUAUUAACUCCAUGCUUGAUCACCUGUGGUUAUUUCAUCAGCAUCCUUGUAGCUCAGGUGUGACUCACCUGUGGCCCUCCAGGUGUUGCUGCACUAAAACUCCUUUAGUUCCUGGCCAUUGGCCAUGUUCUCCCUCCUGCCUCCUAUAGUUGAAAUCCCUCCUUGCAGGUACAGUGAAGUAUUUCCUUCACUCCUAUAUUUUGAGAUUCUUCUACAUGCUGCACUUCCUAUGUAGUUCUCCUCUUGCUGCUUCUUGCAAGAUAACCACCUAGAACAGUGGUUCCCAAUUGGUGGUCUGCAAACCCCAACUGAUGUCCAUGGCGUAUACCCAUCGACUGACUGUGGGCGCCGUGUGCUUGCACGGGUCACGUGACUCGCACAGGAGCGAAGCCCGGAAGACGUACGUUUGCUCUGAGACAUGUUGGCACCAUUCACAAAACAAGAACUACUACAGAGAUAUCGACAUUUUCAGAAGAAGGGGGUUCAUGGCUUGGCUUUUGAAAAGCAGGGGUCUACAGUUCCUAGCUAAGGCCCUCUGCCUGGUUCCCUGUAACCUCACUUGUUGCAGUGAGGGAACCACCAGAAGGCCCUUGGAGCUGGACCUUAGUGUCUGGGCUGGAUGAUGGGGGUGGAGACGCUCCUUCAGGUAAAACUCUGUCUGAUUUCCCUGCCAUCAAACUUGGGGCUGGGUUAGGUUGGAACUUGAAACAAACCAUCGCUUUGGCCCGGAUGGUUUUGUUGAGCAGUCAGAAAGAACUAUGCGCGUGGAAAUGAGAGACUUCCAGUUGGUCGCCCAGUAAUGGCAGACGGGAGCUCUUUCAGCUGAAAGAGCCCCAGCGCUGUGAAACAGGAGGAGACUGCAAGAGUGUCACGGUCCCCCGGAAAAAACUCAGAUCGGGCGUUCUGAGGACCUGGUGAUCCGGAGGGUGUCCUUUGGUGACUCCCCGGUAACCAGGGGGAUUUGAGGAAGUCACUUAACAAUGUUACCAAGAUUGGUUUAAUUACAAAUAGGAUGUAUGUUUGUUUGUUUGUUUUAAUUUUGGGGGGAAAAUAAUUUUAAAAAUUGAAGGGGGAAAAAGGAAAUGAGACCUUUGCGAUUCUCAAGUCAGCUUCUUCUUUUUGGCCUAUCUCCUUUUCUCAGAACGCCAAGGAGUGGACCAAAAUGGUGAUCAGGAACAUCGCCGCCUCCGGGAAGUUCUCCAGCGACCGGACCAUUAAGGAGUAUGCCCGGGACAUCUGGGGGGUGGAGCCUUCUGACUUGAAGAUCCCGCCCCCCAAUGUGCCCCGGGACGUGGCGGACGAGAUGCUGGCCAACGACACGUCCGAAAAGAUGCACGUCUGAGUUUGCACGAGCCCCGGGGAGUUAGCUCUACCUGAGUAGUGAGUGUGCGGUCCUGUGUGCUUUGUGCGAGGCAGGCUCACGCUUGUUUAGUGACGCUAACAGUAGUUAAAAGUUGUGGGCUCUUUUUCUUUCUGCUUUUAUUGGCGUUGAAAGGGGAAUCUGACUUAUUCCGUGAAUUCUGCAGAAGUGCAAAGCGAGUUGAAGGGCACUUCUGAGUGUCAUGAACCCCCUCCCCUUCCCCUUCCCUUGGCAGCCUGGGAAUUCCUAGUCCUAAGUCUCUUUUCCGAAGCUCCCAGGAUGGGGCUGCUGUUGAACCUCCUGCAAAACCAGCUUCCAGGAGGGACCAAUGGCAAGAUCGAGUCAACGAGCUGCUCUUUUGCAUCCUCAUCUCUUUUUAAAAGAUAAGGCAUUGGUUACCCAUCAGAUAAACCCUUCGCAGAGGGUGUGGGACCUGUCUGGCGAGAGAGGUGUGUCGAAAAUGGUGGCAGCAGAAUCCCUGGGGGUCUUAAUGUUGCUGUCUCAGCCAUCUUGUGGCCAAGGGUCUUCCCCCCCAAAAAGGGGCCCCUGCUCCAACUUGCCUAGGAGGAUAUUCAGACUCCAUUUCUGCAUUUCAAAGCUCUGUCUCUGAGCCUGUUGUUUUGGGUUGUUUGGCAAAUGGUAGUCGGGUUUUCUGCAGCUUAUUAUCUGCUCUGAUUUGGAAUUAAAAUGUGGGUUUUCCCAGGAGAAGCACUGGGACGGGGAAAAACCCCACCCACUCAGAUGCGGAGCUUUAAAGUACAGACCUGUGCCUGGAAAGUGGGGUGCAAAAGGACCUCUGGCUGAGCCCUAUAAUCUGUCCUACAGUCACUGGACCAAAGUGCUUUUAACGGAUACCCUGAGGUAUUGCAGCAGGUGCUAUGUGCUCAAUGCCAUAGGUGUGCUCAGCAAGUACAUGCCGGCUGCUUACGUGCAGUGAGAAAGAUGCGCUAAGAAGGGGAGAGAGAGUGUCCUGCUCAGGUAGUGCUUAAAAUAUCCACUUUUAGGUGCAUUAAUACAAAAAAGAAGCAGCGAACCCCACAUCUUUGCAAGGGCUGCAUGCAUCAGUUUGUGUUCCUGUCUCCCCGCUUUCUUGUCUCCCGGGUCCACGCCACAAAUCUUGCAUUCCUGAAAAUUCACCUGGUAAAAUAAAAACGAAAUCCACUCUUCCUGUU